This is a messenger RNA of Pelobates cultripes (western spadefoot toad), 50583 nucleotides long. Lineage: Eukaryota; Metazoa; Chordata; Amphibia; Anura; Pelobatidae. The record is from the annotation of a GenBank genome assembly.
CACAAUUACCUGCAUUCUACGCACUUCUUAUAUAGCUGCUAGGGAGAGAGCAGCCUCUAUUACAUAAAGCAGGCAACAUGGUAUCUGUCUGGAAGUGGGUCUUAGCUAACAGAAAUUAUUUCAUCAUCUUCCUUGCACCCUUGUUCCUUCUGCCCCUGCCACUUGUGGUGCCCUCUACGGUAAGUAGUCUCAAAUGUGAAGCGAGAAUUUGAUCUUCCAAUAAAAAAAGCAGUGUUUAACUAAAGCACUAAGUGGUCUCCAACCAGGAGAUUGGAAUAUGUGAAGAUAAUUGCUAAUUAUACAGGCUUUGGUGUAAAAACAAUUUCACGUAUAGGUGUAUUUUUAUAAAUAAGCUACUUCAUUUGUUUAAAAAAUGGCAGAAUUUUCUUUUUUAGCUGACUGAUGUUGUAUUAUUGGAAAAAAGAGGAAUUGCGGGCACACCGGAACAUGCAUUUCUAAGUAGUGAUGCUGCCAUAAAGACCAGCAUUUAUCCAAAAUACAGAUUAGGGAACACCGCACAAAAAAUAUAUACAGUUUUACAUUUUGCAAGACUACUUAAACUCAGUUUAGCUUCAAUUACAGCAUAUGGCAAUAUUGUGUUAAGCACAUCACUACGUCACAGUAUCCCAAUAUUGGUGGGACCUAUACUAAUUUUUAAAACAACAGCACAUGGAGAGACAAAAUAGUAUAAAAACAGCCAGGUGCAAAUCAUAUAAACACUCCCUCAAGUGCUUUAAAUAUUCAAAUGCAUAUAGAAUAUAGAAUGCACACUAUAACAAUCUCAAAAAAACUUUGCUUUAUUAUGUACAAAAAAGUACCCUUGAUAAAGGCAGCCGGUUGGUGCCGAAACAUUGGGGGGUUUGGUGACUCGUGUUUCUGUCUUGAGGCUUGUAAGAAUUUUUGUGGUAAUUUAUUAUUGUUUUAUUGUAUUUGCCCUUGCUUCUGUCACUUUGUUUAUUUUUUCUUAUAUGUUUUCACUCUGGUACUUUUUUGUACAUAAUAAAGCUAAGUUUUUUGAGAUUGUUAUAGUGUGCAUUCUAUAUUCUAUAUGCACCUAUACUAAUUUUAACAUGUGAAAUAAACAAUCUUACUGCAAUGCUUUCUGCCUAUACUAAUUUUAACAUGGUAAAUAAACAUGCAUACUGCAAUACUUUCUGCCUAAACUAAUUUUAGCAUGGUAAAUGAACAUGCGUACUGCAAUACUUUCUGCCUAAACUGCUUCCAGAGACUCUCCACAAUUUAAGAUUUUCUGUGGUCAACUCCUAAGGGGCCCCCAUAGUGGAUGUGUGGGGUGCUCAACCCAAAAGGAAUCUGGUCUGGAUUCCAAAUCAACACAGAAAAGGGGGAAAUGGGAAAACCUGGACAAAAUUUCAAACUGCAUUUUUUAAUGUAUUUAUUAAUUUUCUUUUUGGUGCGCUGGUCCUUAAUUUGUAUGAUGUCGUAUUAUGUAUUUAUCACUGUGACCUCUUGACACCCCAUGCAAGUUUAUAAAAUGAUAACUAUCAAAGCAACUGUGCCCAGAAGGGAAUACACAUAUUUCUUCCAUUUAUGUUCAAAAAUCAUUUGCAAGCAAAUAAAAUGUGGUCUUUAUGCUUGCUGAGUCCUUCCAUACACUCAUUUAUUGAGAAAACAUUUUAUUAAGAAAAAAAGACUUAUUGCAGUGGUAUAUAUUAGUUAUAUACAUUAGACCAGGGGUCGUCAACCUGGUCCCUACCGCCCACUAGUGGGCAUUUCAGGAUUCCAGGUGGGCAGCAACAGAAUCCUCCCUCCAUCCAGAGAGAUAAACGCUGUAUUCAUCUCUCGCGCGGGUGUGUGCCCGAACAUGCAUGUGCCCCCGGAAUGCCUGUGUGUGCACACAUAUGAAUGCGUGCGCAUGUACGAGCGCGUGCACUUGCGAACGAGCGUAACAUGCCGGUAUAGGAAGGGGAGGAGUUGGAGUAGGUAGGGGGAUACACGAUAGCAUGGAGCGGAGUAAUUGUAUAAAAGGAGAUAGAAUGAGCAGAGUUCUUGCAGAAUAGGAGAAAGAAGGAGCAGAGUACUUGUAGAAUAGGAGAAAGAAGGAGCAUAGUACUUGUAGAAUAGGAGAAAGAAGGAGCAGAGUACUUGUAAAAAAGGAGAAAGAAGGAUCAGAGUACUUGUAGAAUGGAAAAGAAGGAGCAGAGUACUUGUAAAAAAGGAGAAAGAAGGAUCAGAGUACUUGUAGAAUUGGAAAAAGAAGGAGCAGAGUACUUGUAAAAAAGGAGAAAGAAGGAUCAGAGUACUUGUAGAAUUGGAAAAAGAAGGAGCAGAGUACUUGUAAAAAAGGAGAAAGAAGGAUCAGAGUACUUGUAGAAUUGGAAAAAGAAGGAGCAGAGUACUUGUAAAAAAGGAGAAAGAAGGAGCAGAGUACUUGUAGAAUAGGAGAAAUAACUUUAUAAAGUUAAAAACAUUACAAACAUGCAUAAAGUAGAAAUAAAAAGAUAACUGUAAGUACAUUUAUUGUUUUUAAACACCCUCCUUUCUAAAAAAUAUUCUGCACUUGCGCAAAAAACAACAACCGAAAACUGGUGGGCAGUAAGGAAAUGUUUCCAUCAAGAAAGAUGCAUUAGUGGGCGGUAUGUAGAAAAAGGUUGACUACCCCUGCAUUAGAUAGAUAACUUUAGAAGGUGUAAUGUGAUUAUAGAAAGAGAUUCUUUUCAGCUUGUGGAUGUUUUCACCUGUUCUAUAUGUUCUAACGCAGAAUGGAAAAUAUGUUACUGGAAGUGGAUACAUAUACUACAUAAGUGUAAUCAAUGAAUGAUUUAUGUGUUUCCUAGCUCCAUCAUUUAAACAGUAUUUGUUUUGGUCAGAGUACCUAUUUUAGAGCAGAGUUCAGUUGAUAGCUUAUCGUUAUACUGUCCAAAUGAGCGGUUUUGAUAUGUUUUGAUAUGUUUUGAUUUCUAGUUGGGUAUACAUUAGUUCUACACAGUUUCAUUUUAGAGAUCAUCUCUCAACCUCAGAAUAAGUUUACUGUAAAACUGCUUGAAGAUAUAUUAUUAUUAUUAUGACUGGCAUUUAUAAAGCGCCAACAAAUUCCGCAGCGCUGUACAAUUGGGAAAAAGACAAACACAAUAAUAACAGACCGAUACAACAGGUAGAGGACCCAGCCCGUGAGCUUACAAUCUACAGGUUGAACUGGGGAGAUGAGACAAGAGGUAGCAGAGGGAUUUGUAUGGGAUAGCAGAGAGAGUUAAUAGUAUAACUGCAGCAGCUGAUAGCAUGUGAAGGGAAUGAGGAGGUGAUUGGCUAUAGUUCCAAACAGCUGGAAGAGCAUGCUAUAUAGUUAGAAGGAACGUGGGUGGGUAGAGCCGAGAAAUUUUUUAAUAUAGGUUUGUUUUCUUAGUGUAAAUCAUGAUGUAAUCUACAUACAUGUUGUGGGGUCUAUAUGGUCUGACCAUGUGCACAUCUGAGUUGUUGCAAGCCGAAAGAAGAAAAUACGAUUUUGAUAAUGUUUGAUUUACCUGUGAGAAUUGUGUUUAUGAGCAUUUCAAGAUGAGUGGCACUUUACUAAUAGCAUACCUCCGUCUAUUUUAAUUGAUUAAUGUAGGAUGGAUAUUAACACAACAAUCAGUAAUCACCAAAGUGAUUUUUACCCCUUUCACUACUAAAAUUGUGUAUAGACGUUUAUUAUUUUCAUAUGCUUUUUAAAACUAAAUUUAGUCCCUGAUGGCAGGCGCCUAGCUGAGUUCCAAGGUGGGCAGCGAGAGAGCGCUGAUUUGUGAGCUCUCUCUGCUCAGCUCUCUUAUUCCGGCUCCCAGCAUCACCCAGCGGCGCGUGAGGGAGCUAAGCAGAGAGAGCUCACAAAUCAGUGCUCCCUUGCCGCCCGCCUUGGAAUUCAGCUAGCCUUGGAAUUGGGCAUGCCUCCCUCCCUGCCCAAGCAGCCCGGCCAGCAGCCCCACUGGACCCCGGGUAAAUAUUCCACAAACAAGUAAGGCAUAUAACCAGUACAGUACAUAUAAGCCCCUACUCUUUCUAGAUGCAAACAACAAGAUAAUGUAAUUGAAAGACAAUAGCGUUAAUACAAAACAAUUAUAAUAUUCAGGAACAAGCAAGAAGGAUAGUCUUCAAAUGUAAACAUCCAAGGUAUCCAGCGAAGCAUAUCACACUGAAAAAGAAUGUGAAAAUGCUUAGUGUCACAAAUGUGUGAACAAAUAGGUAAAACCCCUAUUAGUAAAUUAAGCAUAUGUAUACAUAGAAAUUGUAUUUCAUCAGUCUAGAGUCCCAGUUAUAACCAUAAUCUAGGCAAGCAAACCUCUACAAGAGUAUAAUAUAUAUAUAUAAACGUAAGCUAAACACAUCAACCUCAAACCCAUAAAUACAAACAAUACACCAGUAAAACUAACCAUGAACUACAGAAACAGGAAUAAAAUGAGGGAGGGAAUGGUUUGGAAAAUAAUCGCCUCCUGUCAUUAUUAAAAUUAAGAUUAUUAAUACACAAUGCUAGUAUAAUCUUCAAUUUUACCACAUAAGAGGAGGCUUCCUAUUUAAAAUUUUUAACGCUGAGUCUAAACUAAAAAAACUCAGUAUUAUCAGGUUGGAAAUAGAACGUACGGAACUUCUCUUCCCGGGACCAGUCUGCCGCUCGUAAGAUAUCAACAAGUGAGGAGCCAGCCAUCAAGGCUGCUGAUGUGGCCGCUCUGCGGAAUGGGCGCCAAUGGAGGCAUCAAUGUCUGCUAGCGAAGAAGCCAGAGUAUCCAUCUACCCAGUGUAGUAACGGAUACUGCUUUAAAUGACAGGACGUAGGAUACAAGAAGUUGUCCCAUCGAGGAGGAACGCACAGGUGAAGUAACCCCCUUAUAACAGCGCAACGCGGAGACCACACAAAGUAGGCCCACUGAGACACAUGUCUGCGCGGGUCCGAUAUCACCUAGACUCACGCAAAACCAAAAUGUCCGCCACAAUCUCGUAAGAGGCAGGAUCCUAGAUGGCCAUGCCGGAGCGUGAAAAUCAGCAUGGCCAAACGCUGCCGAACGUCGGUGCGAUCCGUCUGAACCGUGGAGAGAAAUUCCCGAACAGUAAUUAGGUUAGAAAAACAGUAAUUAAAUAUAAGACACAAAGGGUUAAGGUAAAAGAAAACAUAUUAUCCUGCACAAUAAAACAAUCAUGGAAGAGAGCAAAUACUCUGACCUGACUUGUUGUGGAGCAAGAAAGAAAGAGGAGGUGCUUAGAUGUACUGUAUUUGUUAUAUGGCUUACUUGUUUUCGAUUGGUUCUCUGUUAUGUUACUUUGCUGCUAUGCAAAAUAUGAAGCCUCCAGUCAUGUGGUAAAAUUAAAGUAAAUGUCCAGGCCACAGAACAGGACAUUCUGAACCUGUGGCAGGGAGUCACUGCUAUGCAGGAAACAAUACAGCACAUGCAGACUACUCAGAAUAACAUAGAUCUGAGGCCCACCCUACUGAAUGAGAGACGCGGGCGGUCUAAUCUUGAAAUAAGGGACAUCCCAAAAUCCGUCAAAAGAACUGCCUCACUAUUUAAGGUGCUUCACUGCCUCCCUUCUCCCAGUCACUUAAGUAAAGAAAAUAAUACAUGAUGGCUGCUAAGGGAUCAAUAAAUCAUCAAAUGCCCCUGAAUUGGCUACAUGUGACAUCCUAGUGAGAUGUCAAUCGCUCCUCGACAGAGGCCGCCUCAUGUCGGAUGCUACAGGGAAAUACACCUUAUCACUUCAAAAUCUCAACUCUCACAUUCUUCCAAAACCCUGGGCCUCAACACUGAAUCGCAGAGCCUCUCUGCCCUCUCCUGCCAUGGGGGAGUGGGAACCAAAGAGAAUAACCAUUACUUUUAAAUACAUUUAGUUUCCAUUUUCCUAUUGCCUUAUUGUUCCCUACCCAUAUAUUUCCCAAUUGGCUCCCCACAUAUUUAGUGCUUCAUCACCUUUUGGAGCGCAUUGAGCGCUGACAUAUUAUUUAUCUCUCUGCCCUGGAGCCCCCUAGGCUAGGGGUCAAACCUCUCAGUUGAGUUGCAUAUCCCGUGACAAUGGUACCAGUAUGUUUACGCUAAAGUUAACUCUUUAUUGACUAUCCCACGUGCAAUUUAAAACAAGCAGACCAGAACAGGUACUCACUACCCCACUAGUCCUGUUUCAUGGAUUGUUUUAUUUACAUAGUUCCUUAUAAUCUAGAGCACCCGAUUGUUAAUUUUCGGCUCAAGUUACUGUCCCUAGUCAGGUGGGAAGGUUUGACCGUCCCCCCAUGUAAGGCUGUGAGAUGGCGCCUCUAGGGAUGCAAUCCCCCUAGAAGUCAAGGAUAAAAUCCUGAAGGGUGAGUAUGUAGAUGUGUUAACUCUGGUAUCCGCCAACUGGGAAUCCGUGGACAGGCUGUGGCGUGGGGACGUGGUGGAUGGUGAGAAAGGUAAAGUUUAUGGUGUAUGUGAGCAUCAUGCUGCAGAGUUUCCCGGAGAGGGGAGUUUGGGUAUGUGGAUCUGAUUUGGGGGGCAUAUAAGGUUCAUGUUGGAUAAUGCUGGUUCCGCUACGGCCAACUAUUUCACCAAAAGAUGACAGUCACGGGAUGGAUUUUGGGGUGCAGGAUGGCAGCUUGUGGCUGCUGUUGAUGACCCUCUCGAGACCAACCGCCUUUUCAGGUGGGGCCAGGGGACCGCCCGGUGUGUCAGCAGGAACAUUUGCUGGCUCUUUAAUGAGAGCCACUGCAAGUGGUACGGAACUUGCAGGUUUAGGCAUGAGUGCUCCCAUUGUGGAGGAGCCCAUCCAGCAGUGCACUGAUUCAAGAAAGGUAAGCAGUCAGCGUGCAACCAGCGAUGAUGUUCCUUGGGCUGAGGACGCCGGUGAGCAUUUGUGGCUUGACCGGUAUCCUAACCGCCGGGCAGCCAAGAUUUUGUUUGAGGGUUUUUCCAUGGAAUUCUGGAUUCAGUUUGUGUAUUUAGAUUCCCCCCUCACUAUCUGGUAAUUUGAAGUUGGUGGUGGGUAAGGAGAGUAUUUUAGUGGAAAAGUUGGAGUAGGAGGUACACAUGGGGCACAUGACUGGUUCUUUUGACAGUCCAUCCUUCCCCAAUUUACGAGUCUUUCCAUUGCGAUUGGUGCCUAAAAAGGAUCCAGGGGCUUUUUGUCUGAUCCACCACCUGUCCUAUCCGGCCGGCGAGUCCGUGAAUGAUGACAUUGAUAAAGAAGUGUCCAGAGUUUGGUACGCCUCUUUUGACAGGGCUCUUGAAUUGGUUUGGGAGGCUGGGGCUGGAGCCCUGCUUGCUAAGUCGGAUAUUGAGUCCGCUUUUCAGCUACUUCCGGUUCAUCCGGAUUGUUUUUAUUUAUCAGGUUGUCAGUUUAAUGGUUCUGUCUUUUUUGAUAUGUGUUUGCCUAUGGGCUGUGCUAUACUUUGAGAUGUUUGCCUCAUUUCUGGAAUGGGUAGUAGCUCAGGUCACUGGCUGUUCAUCUGUUACUCACUAUUUGGACGACUUUUUGUUCGGCUGCACUCGGGGGUCGGACAUGAGUGUCCAUGUCUUGGAGUCAUUACGGCACAUCACGGCAGAGUUAGGGGUUCCACUAGUGGAGGAAAAAACGGUGGGACCAGUGAAGGUCCUGUCUUACCUGGGUAUAGAGAUUGAUUAUAGGUGCAUGAUAUUUCGUCUCCCAGUAGAAAAGUUGGAGCAGUUGCCCCGCUUGGUCGAUAUGGUGAAGGGUGCCAAAAAAGUGCAACUGCGAGAGCUGCAGGUGCUGUUGGGUCAGUUUUGUUUCCUCAAUGUGCCCUUGCUAGCUAAAUAUAUACAGCAGGGGGCUCAGGAAAACAUAGAAGAGCAAUUGACAAGUGGAUAGGAAACAAAAUCCUGCCUAUGAGCUUUAUGUGUGUAUGAGUAUAUCAUAUGUGCAGAGUGCAUGUAUAUAUCCCAAAGCUCAUCCAUAUUUGAGUGUUAUAAGUGUGGGAUGUGUGUGACUGUUUGUCUAAGUGUGUGAGGGUAGAUAAGAGUGAUGUGUGUGGGAUUUAAGUGAGGCUGGCUGAGAGUGAUUGUUUGGGGAUUGGUCGAGUGUGAUUCUGUUAGACUGAGUAUAAGUGUCUGGGGGUUGUGUGAUUUUAAUUUAAAUUUAAAAAAAAUGAUGCAGUAUUCAGAUUUUUUCUCAUCUUUUGCUUCUUUUGCACUCUAAAAUUUCAGAACACCCAAUAAUAUCCCCCACAGAGCCAUACAAACACACAUACACUCAGUCAUACAUACACAUAUGCACAAGCAUACAGACACAGUCAUACAGACACACUCGUAUAGACACACAUAAACAGUCCUACAGACGCAACAACAAAGUCAUACAGACACACAUAUACACAUUCAUACAUUCACACAUGCACAAACACAUAGUCACACAAACACAUUCAUACAGACACAUACACACACAUUAAGACACACAUACUCAGUCAUACAGGUGUACAUACACACAUUUUCAUACAGGCAAACAUACUCAGUCAUACAGGUGUACAUACACAUUUUCAUACAGGCAAACAUACACAGUCAUACAGUCAAGCAGUCAUACAGACAUGUACACAUUGUUAUGUUUUGACAAAGUUUGGAUAUUUCUUUUAUUAUUGCAGCUCUACUACACAUUCAUCUGGUGGCAUGGGAGUCACGAGUAUCAGCUUGUAUUAGUUCUACACAUAGCUCAUCAUGACCCACUCUGGAGUGACAUCACUCAUCUCUAAAGAGUGAGCCGCCCAAAACUGUACGACUCUGUGUGGUAUGGCGGGGUAGAUGGCAGGCUGGAUGCCUUGUAUUUCAAGGUGUAAAGUGAUAUGUGGGUGUAUUGCAGGGGUCAGGCCUACGGGGCAAUGGAUUGCCAACAACUACUUUAAUAUGUUCUGCCAUUUCAGCCUUAAUCACUGCUUUUAUAUUGUGUAACUAUAUACCUAAGGUUUAGAAAUCAGUAAGAGAGCAAUCUGCAAAAAGGUAGAUAAUAACGUUACACUAAAUAAUACACAUAAUACACGUAUUUAUUUAUUCACUGCACUAACCAAACUCUUAGAAUAAUGAACCUUUAUGCAACAUUGCAGGUAGUAUGAACUUAAAUCUGACUUACUUAUAGACUUUAUCACAGAUGCCUCUAAAAUAAUAACAGCCCCUUAACAAUCUGAACUUACAGUAAAUGUUUUCCUAUAUUACAAGCCUAUAGCUUGGACGCUGUUGAUCAAAAUAUUUUAAAAAGGAAGGUCAAUAACUCAGAUGCCGAUGAUCAUUUGCCGUCAAGAGGCUCAUGUCAACUAUAAGGGUCUCUCAACAAUAGGGGUAACUUUCCCACCAAGUGUUUGUCAAGCUCUACGGAAAAUCUAGAAUAAGUGAAGACUACGUCAGUUCUAAAAUCCUAAUGGUUUGCCUCGAAGAAUCAUAUCUUAAAUGUUGAGUGAGUGCACGUAAGGUCAGUGCCUAAUAGACCGUAGGUGCAGAAAAUGUUUGGUCUUUGUUAAAUUAGUGCAAAAUUAUUUUGUGCUGGUGAUCGGUGAACAAAUCGAUUCCAAAUUAUUUAACCUUUAAUGGAGAUUUACCAGAGGUUUGGAAUUAACAGGCGUUUUGUUUGGACAAAUAACAAGUAACACAUUUUUGCACAAAGCCUUGUCUUUGUGCAAAGAACUCUACUGCCAAGAGUAAAGAGCUACCUUUUUCUAUGGCUAUACUGGUUAUCAGCCUCGGACAGAUGAGCAAGUGUUCUGUAAAUAAUCACAUCAGGUAAGGUGCUACUCUGUUCAGGAUGACUAAAUAUGAAAUCCCAUUUGACUGGCGCCAGGGAGUUAUGUCUGUCAUGUUCUGCUUUUCUCGUUUGCAUGUGUCAGUAUGAGUAACAGUGGUCAUGUUGGAACAUCUUUUGCUGCUAUUUUAUCCUUGACAGAGCAGGAUUAACAAUUAUGUGAACUUAGGCAGUCGCUUAGCGUCCAAGGGUUAGACAGGAACCAUGAUUUUGCUUGACCCCAUUCACCUCUUUUAUGUAAAGAAUAAAGUUAGGGGGGGGGGGGGCGCAAACCAGUAAACUGCAUUGGGUCCUGUUGGACUCAAAUCCUUCUCUUGUACUUGAUUUCAUCUGCCAAGAUCACUAGAAAAAGUUGUUCAUAGGUCUGUCUGUAGAACAUAUUAGUGCUCACUUAAGAAGCAGAGGUGCAGAAUUCUAAUGCACAAUCCUAGCAGACCUCACUCUUGUCUAUUCAACUGAGAUCUGUCAGCUGGUUUGACUCUGCAUGGGAUAUCAAAUAUUAAAAAGAAUGCGCCAAUGAAUAACACAGUUAUAUUUUAUGGGUAUGCUAUUGUCCCAUAUAAGAUUUGCCCAUGCCAGUGUACAGCCAAUAAUGAGGGAGACCAUAAAACCUGACCUUAGAUAAAUAAAAAUGAGUAGAACCCUUGUUGAAGAAAUGUACACUGUUAUUGGGAUUCUUCUGCAUAGUGUUAGGGAGCCAAAGAUUCUACUACUAAAUUUGAUGAUACCUGUAGUAGCACUCAGGGACUCUGGGGGCAAAAGUACAGUAAUAGGUAGAAUGUAUACAGAUAGGGAGAAUAGAAUUGUCUCACAAAUUUGAUCUUGGGGAAUCUACUUUGAGUGAGUUCUGGUAACAAGAUCUACAGUAUCUGGGAGAGUUGUGCACAUGUACAUGUCAGUGGCGUACAAAUGACCCAUGGGGCCCCGGUGCGAAAAUUGAUCCGUGGCCCCCCCCCGCGCUUACGCAACACUUUCACUGACAAACACACACUCACUAACAGACAUCAAACACACUCAGUAACAGACACACACAGUAACACACUCACUAGCAGACACACACCCCCAAUAACAGACACACUCACUGACACACACACUAACACACACACACACUCACUCACACUCACACACACACACUCACACAAACACACACUCACACACUAACACACACUAACACACACACACACACACUAACACACAUUUUUUUUUAAUUUAAUCCCCCCAGCCUCCUUACCUUUUGGAGAACUGGGGGGAUUCCCUGGGGUCCAGUGGUGCUGCUGGGCGGGCUGGCUGUCUGGGUGGCCGGUGCGCGAGGGAGCACUCUCCCCUGUGUGCUUCCUCUUCAGCUCCCUCGCGCGCCGCAUAGGGAUGCCGGCGCCGGAAGAUGACGUAAGUCUUCAUCAGAUCGUAAGGGCCUAGACGGGACAUACUUGUGUAUAAGGGAGGAUAGAUAGGUGGGAGCAGAAUUAUGUAGAAAUUUGAAAGCAAGAACCAGAAUUUUAAAUUGAGCUCUAUAUUUUAUAGGAAGCCAAUGUAGGGACUGACAGAAGGGUGAGGCAUGGGAGGUGCGGGCGGACAGGAAGAUGAGCCUCGCCGCCGCAUUCAUUAUGGACUGUAACGGCGCAAGUUGGGAGCACGUAAGACCACUGAGAAGCGGAUUACAGUAGUCAAGGUGAGAAAGGAUAGUGGAAUGGACCAAUACCUUAGUCGCAUCUGGCGUUAAGUAGGGGCGGAUGCGCCAAUGUUUUUGAGAUUGAAAUGACAGGAUUUGGCGAUAGAUUGAACAUGAGGCUUGACGGAGAGGUCGGAGUCAAAGAGAAGACCUAGUCAGCGAGCCUGCGUGGUGGAGCUGAUGGUAGCACCGUUGACUUGGAGGGAGACAGACAAAGGAGUAACAACACUUGAGGGAGGAAAGACCAGAAUUUCAGUUUUUGUCAAGUUUAGUUUAAGGAAGUGGGCAGCCAUCCAGUUAGAAACAGCAGAGAGGCAGUCAGAGACACUAGUCAAGAGGGACGGGGAGAGAUCAGGAGAGGACAGGUAGAUUUGCGUGUCAUCUGCAUAGAAAUGAUAUUGGAAGCUAAAAGGAGCUAAUGAGUUUACCAAGGGAGGCAGUAUAGAUGGAGAACAGUAGGGUACCAAGGACUGAACCUUGGGGGACACCAACAGAGAGGAGUUGGGGAGAAGAAGCAGAGCCAGAGAAAUAAACACUGAAAGAGCCUGGGAGAGGUAGGAGGAGCACCAGGAGAGAGCAAUAUCUUGUAGACCGAUAUUGCGGAGGAUGAGAAGAAGCUCUUGAUGAUCAACAGUGCCAAAAGCCUUAGGUCAAGGAGAAUUAGGAUAGAGUAGUGACCACAAGAUUUUGCAGCGAGUAGAUCAUUGGAUACUUUGAUCAGUGCCGUUUCCACAGAGUGCUUAGCGCAGAAAACAAGACUGAAGCGGGUCUAGCAGAGAGUUGGACUCGAGAAAGUCUGUCAAUCUCGCAUACACAAUUUUUUCAAGGAUCUUGGAUGCAAAAGACAGUAGCGAGAUAGGACGAUAGUUGGAUGGGGAGUUAGGGUCAAGAUUGGGCUUCUUUAGAAUUGGGGUUACAGUUGCAUGUUUGAAGGGCAAUGGAAAUAUACCAGAGGAGAGAGAGAGAGAUUGAGAAAAUUAGUGAGAGGUGGAGAAAAAGAAGAAGAAGACAGAGUACAGAUGAGAUGCGAGGGAAUUGGAUCUAGGGAGCAGGUGGUGGGGCGGGAGGACUGGAGCAGAGCAGAAACCUCUUCCAAUGUAGCGGGUGCGAAUGAACAUAGAACAGCAGAGGGAGUGAAGUUAGGGGAAGUAUUGUAAGGGGAAGAAGAAAGAUGAGAGAUCUCUUCUUUGAUUGUAGAGAUCUUGUCAGUGAAGUGAGUUGCAAAGUCUGAGGCGGUCAAGUUAGUAGGCGGAGGAGGAACAGCAGGGCGAAGAAGAGAGUUAAAUGUGUGAAAUGGUCGUUUGGGUUCGUGGGAGAGUGUGGUUAUGAGGGUAUUGAAGUAAUUAACUUUUGCAGAGGAAAGAGCCAAGCUGUAUGAGCUCAGCAUAAAUUCAUAGUGUAGAAAGUCAGAUGCACAGUGAGACUUUCUCCAACAGCGUUCAGCAGUUCUGGAGGUAUCGAGUGAACUUGGUGUGCCAGGGUUGUUGUUGGGGGGGCCUGCAGCGUUUAAAUGUACAAGGUGCCAUGAUGUCUAGUUGAGAGGAGAGGGUGGAAUUGUAGAAGGAGGUUGCAGAACUAGGACAGGUGAGGUUUGAGAUAGGUAAAAGGAGAGUUUGGAGAUUAGUGGAGAAAUGCUCUAGGUCAAGACAUUGGAGGUUUCUGUGAGAGUGAUGUUCAGACGGUGGUGUCAAUUGGGUCUUAGGUAUGCCAAUGUCAAAAGUCAGCAGAUGGUGGUCAGAUAGAGGAAAAGGAAUAUUGGAGAGAUUAGAAGCAGUACAGAGGUUGGUGAAGGCAAGAUCAAGAGUGUUUCCUGCUGUAUGGGUUGCUAAAUUGGACCAUUGCGUAAGGCCAAAGGAGGAGGUUACAGAGAGCAGACGAGAGGCAUCAGUGCAAUUGGGGUUAUUGAUUGGGAUAUUGAAAUCCCCAAGUAUAAGGGAAGGAGUGCUAGAUGAGAGGAAGUGGGGAAGCCAGGAAGAAAAGUGCUCAAUGAAUAGUCUAGGACAGGGGUAGGCAACCUUUUAGCAGCACUGUGCCGAUAUAGGAUUGUGAUGUCCCGUAGCGUGCCGGUCCUAUUUUUUUUAAAUUGAGGUGUGUAUGCUGCAGUAUUUUGCUUGUGUUAUUUAUACUGUAAUUGCUUUGUAUAUUUGUAUUUGUGUGUAUAUGAGCUAUUAUAUUGUAUAUGUUCAGGAGUAGUUUGUGGUAUCGUGUAUGAUACAUAUGAAUGUGGGCUGUGUAUUGGGGCAGCUUGUGGAAUUGUGUGUGGAUGGAUAUGUCACAUCAUGUGUUUGGUAGUGUGUGUAUGUGUGGGGUAUUGCAUGUGAGAGGCUGCAUGUGGGGUUGUGUGCAUGUAUGUGGAUUGUUAGCGGGUUAGGUUUGUGCGGAUUGUGUGUAUGUUUGUGGGCUGUUCGUAUUAUUUGUACGAGGGGAGGGUUAUUGUGCAUUUCUGUGUAUAUCUAGCAGUGUGGGUGGCUUCCCUGGGUUCCAGUGGGGUCCAGGCUGGCCAGGUACAGGUGAAGGGCAGGAGCUGCAAUAUCCGCUGUGGGCUGCUCUACCACAGUGUGGAUUCCCAUUCACAAGUGCUGGGAGGAAGGGACUGAGAUCACUUACACUAUGUGCUGCAAUGCAUAAAUUGAGGAUUGUCCUUUUCGUAUUAACAGAUAUCUGAAGUUUCACUGGGACUCCUGAUAGGCCAGAGCCUGUUUGGCUCUAGCAGCCUUGAGUGCCGUGCAAAGACACCUUGAGUGCCGUGCAUGGCACUAGUGCCAUAGGUUGCCUACCCCUGGUCUAGGAUAACCGGGGGGGCGGUAGAUGAUAGUAAUUCUUAAAAGGAGUGGGUUUAAAUAGGCGGACAGUGUGAACUUCAAAAGAAGAAAAGGAUAGGGCAGGGGGAGUUAUGAUUGGUUGAAAGGUACAUUGAGGGGAGAGAAGGAUGCCUACGCCGCCUCCUUUACAGUUGAGUCUGGGAGUGUGAGAGAAUUGUAGCCCACCAAAACAUAAAGAGGCAGGAGUAGCGCUAUCAGAGGGGGACAGCCAGGUCUCUGUAAGUGCAAGCAGUGUGAAUGAGUUUGAGAUGAAAAAGUCGUGUAUGGUUGUUGAUUUUAAAUUACUGCAGAUGGAGCGGGCAUUCCAGAGUGCACAAUUAAUUAGCUGGUGUUAAGGCUUAAAGGAGUUUGUCUAAGCAUAGCUUAGGAGAUAUUUACUUUCUAUGUAUUGAGUAUCUGGGAGGUACACACCACUGCAUACAAUAGUAUCAAAAUUGCAUUACCUUAUUUCUGAGGGACGUUUCAAUCAAGGCAUUUAAAAGGCAAUGUUUUACAUGUAUAUGGCUAUAAAUAUGACUACAGUAUAUGUGGGUCUUAAAACAUUGCUAUUGAAAUCAGUGUUCUAUUCUUAUUGACAGGAAGCAAACUGUGGAUUCAUAAUCAUCAUCAUGGCAUUAUAUUGGUGUUUUGAAGCUCUCCCCUUGGCUGUUACUGCUCUCCUACCAGUUGUUCUUUUCCCCAUGAUGGGCAUCAUGGAUUCCACUGCGGUAAGUUCACUCAUCCAAAGUCUGUUGUCUUUCUCUUUGAAUUUAUCUUGACAUUUUAGACAUUUUCUUCAUUCUUGCCAUCUAGGCCAAAAAAAAUUGAUCCUGUUUUUUCUUGCCUUACCCAUGCAACCAAAGAUUCCCUGGACUUUUCCCAUGAGAGAUUAAAAACUCUGUAAACGCCUAAAAUAUGCAAACCACGUGCUGGGCCACCCCGUGGCCAUGUCACAUAUUAGUGUAUUCAUAUUGGCUGGAAAGAAACAGAAAAAUAUUCACUGAAUAAUAAAGUAUUUUCUACCUAGGGUCUCUCCUCAUCAGGGCUAGCAUCAGAUAUUGUGUGACCUAUUACCCCUUAUUAUGCACUGUCAAACAAUCACAGAGACACACAUUCACAUACAAGCAUAAAUAACACACAUAAAUCCCAUACAGAUAUACUUUACUAGACACACACUUCUCCCCAAAAAUAUAAUGUACACACUCAGAUACUGAAUGGCAUACAUGCACAAAAGAUACACACUAAAAUAUACACUAAGAUACACACACACACAGAUGCAUAUUGCCACACAUUUUGCCAUUUAGAUACACAAUCACAUAUACAAACACAGAUACAUACUGGAGUAUGGCUGGAAUAGUUUGUUGAUGUCUGUCUACACUGGAUCCAGUUGGAGCUGAUUCCGGUCUCCCUCAUAUAGCUCUGGUAGGAAAUUAUUCAAAUUCCUUCUUCCCAGCUCAGUGUGGCAAUACAAAGGGUAGAGUUAUCCAAGGCACUUGGUUCAUCCAAGCCUAUGCAGCUGCUUAAUGCGUGAGCUGGUUUGGAGAGGUAUUUCUAUCACACAGCAAUAAAGGGAACCAUUUGGGCCUUAGUGCUCAACGAGGCCCCUGAACACAGUAUAUAACAAACAAAACAGGCUGUGCCUAAUCACAGAAAAAUGCUGUAUUUAUGUAUAAAAAGUUGUGAGAGUCCGAACGACACAUUCCAGAAUUUUGAGUAGUCACCAAAUUGACCUUUCUUUCCGUGGGUACCUAUAAAAACAAAAAACAAAGAAAAGAACCAAUGGUGCAAUAUUUCUCAGUAGCAAAGACGUGUAAAUUUCCCACUCACAUGGUAUGGAGCUUCAAACAAUUAUACUACUGCAUGCUAUCGUGUUUUAAGCUUGUUUGAAGCUCCAUACCAUGUUAGUGGGAGAUUUUAGGGAACUAUCACUCAAAAUACUUAUUUUCAUCUUCCUACUCCAUUACUCUAAUUUUGCUCGAGGGCUAGAUUUGCAUCUAACCCUGCAGCCUUUUCUUCCAGUUAGUGGGAGAUUUACACAUAAUUGCUGUGUGUCUUCAGCUACUGAGAAAUAUUGAACUAUCAGUUAUUUUCUUUGCUUUUUUUCAACAUGUAUGCAUGGUUUAAAGAUCAAACUCUGUAAGAAGCAAGGUCAUUUGGUGACUACUCAAAAUUCUGAACUGUGUCCUUUGUACUCUUUCAUAAAACAGUAUUUUUCUGCUAUUAGGAGCAUCCUGUUCUGGUUUGUAUUUUGUUUUUCUUGUGGAGUACUGAGGGAGUUACCCUUGUUCAAUGUUUGCUGCUCUAGGGAAUCUGCUGUUUGGUCUAUUAGUGCAUGAUAAUCUUGUGUAUAUUGCCCUGAACACAGUAUGGCUAGCUUAGUACAUACCAGUUAUUUCAAUGAGUCUUCAGUCCAUGGUCCAUGGUCGAGGGCGUCACCUGGCUCUUGAAGAACAAGGUUAGCCCUGUAGAAUGAAUGAAUAUUGCUGCUUAAAGGACCACUAUAGGCACCCAGACCACUUCAGCUUAAUGAAGUGGUCUGGGUGCCAGGUCCAUCUAGGUUUAACCCUUUUUGCUGUAAACAUAGCAGUUUCAGAGAAACUGCUAUGUUUACCUAUGAGUUAAUCCAGCCUCUAGUGGCUGUCUCAUUGACAGCCGCUAGAGGUGCUUCCGCUCUUCUCACUGUGAUUUUCACAGUGAGAAGACGCCAGCGUCCAUAGGAAAGCAUUGAGAAUGCUUUCCUAUGAGACUGGCUGAAUGCGCGUGCGGCUCUUGCCGCGCAUGCACAUUCAGCCAAUGACAGAAGAAGAGGGAGGAGAGUCCCAGUGCCGAGGGAGCCCGGCGCGGGAAAAGAGGUAAGGGUUUAACCCCUUCCUCCCCCUUCAGCGCCAUGGGAGUGGGACCCGGAGGGUGGGGGCACCCUCAGGGUGCUAUAGUGGUCCUUUAAGGGUCUUCCUGCUUUAUUAAUGUCCCUUUAUAAUAUGUCAGGACAGUCAGGGUAUUUAGAGACUUUUCACAUUCUUUAAAACAAAGGUGUCAGAACAAAUAGCUUGAAAGAGGAAUUUACUGUGGCUUUCCAAUAGACUAAUCUCUUUUCAUUAUUUAAACAGUGCAUUAAACACAGCUUUAUUCCAAUUAUAUAUUGAGUCAUUGAUGUAUAAGUAGAUUAAUUCUCAGACAUAUCUCAUCUUGCUCUCUAUAGGGGAAUAAUUAUUUAUUGCAAACACAGCUGCACAUAAUAAAUUAUCUCUAGCUACUUCUAUACCAGUUAAAAUUGGCCCUCUACAGAGGCAUUUCUCAUUUAUCAUGUGUUUCAUCACAGGUCUGACCUUUAACCAGACAAACAAAAAGAGGAGCUUAUACUGUCGUGCAGGGAAAAGGAAGGAGUAAUAGCCCAUAGGUUAAUUGGACAACAACACCAAAAAAACAAACAAACAAACAAACAAAAAAAACGUUCCCACACACAAAAUCCCUCAAGAAAGAUUUAAAAAACUUAACUUUUACUAUGAUUAGCAAAACCCAAAAAACAGAUUACAAUAAUCACUUUAAAAAAUCUAGUUUCGAGUAAAUUAAUAUUUAAAAACAACCUACAGCUAUUGCUUUGGGAAUGAGUGGAACCAGCAAAAGAAAUACAGUCUAUUUAAAUCAAAGGCGAUAGAAUGAUGUAGAAAAAUAAUGAAUAUAAAAUGUAUUCAGCCACUACAAAGUCAGUGGCAACAAAGCAUAAUACCAAAUAGAUAUUAUGUUAAAGGAGCACUAUAGUGCCAGGAAAACAAACUAGUUUUCCUGGCACUAUAGAGUUAUUAGGUCCCCCCCUCCCUCAAGACCCCUUUCCCGCUGGGCUGAAGGGGUAAGCCACUUACCAUAAUCCAGUGCCGGGCUCCCUUGGCGCUGGUGACCUCUCCUCCCCAUGCCGAUGUUAGCUCUGAAUGCGCAUGCGCGGCCAGAGCCGUGCACGCAUUCAAACCGCCCAUAGGAAAGCAUUACGCAAUGCUUUUCUAUGGACGUCAGCGUGUCCUUAAUGCGAUUUUCAGAAGCGGCCUCUAGUGGCAGUCAGGGAGACAGCAACUAGAGGCUAGAUUAACCCUCAAUGUAAACAGCUGCAGGGUUAAAACUAGGAGGACCUGGCACCCUGACCACUUCAUUGAGCUGAAGUGGUCUGGGUGCCUAUAGUGAUCCUUUAAUGCCAUAAUGCUGGCAAAGCAUCAAGGGAGAUGUAGUAAACAGUGUUAAACCACAGAUAUCUUAAUACACAAAUUAAUGCAAAUAGCUAUAGAGAGGAACCAACACCGAAAAAAUAAGGAAAUGCAGAAAAGUAUACGGAUUACAAAAGUAUAGAUUUCUGAUUGAAAUGAAAGCAAGCAAAUACAUCUGGCUCUUUAUCUAAGCUUAGCUGGUGGACAUUCCACUGACAGUCUGAUUUGAGACUUUUGUAAGCCGAAAAAUACCAGUAUGAUAGAUUGAAAAAGUAAUCAAAGUGCUAACAUCAAAACUUACCAGAUAAAUAAAAGCAAUGAUUUUAAGAAAGUAAAACAUAGAGUGAAUUAAAACUGCAUCGCUUUAUGGUGAUCUUUCCAAUGGUAUUUAACCAACUACCAGGCAGAAACACAUGCACUUAUCAGGAUUGGUAACAGAAUGCAGCUGUCUUAUUAGUAAUAAUAGUGUAUUUAAUCACAUCAUUUAUCACCCUGCAAGCUGCAGAGAUAACUAUUUUGGAUUGAAUGUCCACUUUAUUUGAUAAAGCUCAAUAAAAAUUUUACAAAAUUCACAUGACUGAGAAUGAUACCUACUGCAAGAUUUUAGAAAGUGUCAGUAUCUGCAGGCCAGAGAAAAUCAUAGAAACUAAAUUUCAUCAGGUUUUUGGGUGAUCUGUGAUUAGUCUUAAUUCCUAACUCUGAAUCUCCAUAUGACUGAAUCACCACGGGUAACGGAUGAGUAAUUUUGUUUAUUUUGUGAGUUCCAUCCGUGGUGCCAGAAAAAGGGGGAAGGAAUGGAGAUGAUUUUUUUUGUAAUUGCAGUACAAUCAUUUUUCGAGAAAUAAUUUCAUGGGAAAUUUGUCCAAACUGAAAUGCCAGCUAGAUGAAAUUGGGUUCGACUGAACCAAUUUUUUUAUUUUAUUUUUUGGACAAAUCAAUUCGAAGUUGCCAAAUAUUUCUGCCGGCACAAGUCCAACAGAAACUUCUAACCAAGAUAACCAUAUGCAGUAUGUAUAUCUAAAUGUCACCAGCACUCUUAUAUUAUCAUUUAUUGAUGUGGUGUCUUCAAAUUCAGCAUUGCUAGAUACAAUAACAUGGAUUGCAAGUCUUAAGUUACCAGACAAAAAUCUCAGGCACUCACUAUGACAGAUUUAAGCAGGUUUAUUGGACACCGCAACAUUUCGACCUGUACCCAAGUCUUUAUCAAACUUGAUAAAGACCUGGGUACAGGUGGAAACAUUGAGGUGUUUAAUAAACCUGUUUAAAUUUGUCAUAGUGAGUGCCUGAGAUUUUUUUCAUUUUAUACUUGUUCUUAUGGGUUAUGCUUUCCCAUGCUCAGUUAGCACCCGGUGACGUUUAUGAUUGAGUGCAAUCCUCCUUGCUUUUUUUUUUUUUAUUUACCAGACAGACACAAACACAGUAGGGAAGCUUUGAGACCUUGGAAGCUUACAAAUUUUUCUUCUUUAUAUUUCAGGUGUGCAGUCAAUACCUGAAAGACACCAACAUGCUGUUUGUUGGGGGGCUCCUGGUUGCAAUAGCAGUUGAAAAAUGGAAUUUACACAAGCGUAUAGCUCUGAGGGUGCUUCUGAUCGUUGGAGUCAAACCUGCUUUGUGAGUUUUAGCAGUCAGUUGUUUUCCGAUCUUUUCUCUUUCCAGGUUAAACAAUGUCCACAGCUUUGUGAGGACAGAAUGCAAAUAUUUUUUUAGUUUUAUUUUGAGAUCUUAAUCGCCCCAUUCCAUGUUGCAUAAGGGACCCUUAGUAGUUAUGCAGAGUGCCAUCUAUCCACCUUACAAUCAUUUAAGUUGUAUCACUAAUAUUAUUACAACACAUGUGGCCAACUAAGAGUAGGAUCCAUUGGUCCUUGUGACCUUGCUAAUGUUGCAAAAUGCUUAGAAUGGUGGAAUCUCACCAGUUCUAGAGCUAAGAACAAUGAAGCCAGUUCAGACUUGCUUGAGGAGGUAAAAUAGCUUGUUAUGGGAACAAUUCAUUUGUUGGUGCUUUCAGCUGUAAAAGACUACACAUACGAUGCACCCAAUGGUUUACAAUCCAGAUUAUAUUUUGUUUUUCUGGUCGCCCCCAUGCUUAUUAACUAUUUUGCUUCCUCCACUCUUACCCAUUUAGAAGUUUUCUACUGCUUUAUCAUUCUUGUAAUUUUCCUCUUUAUCUCCACCGUCUCCUAAAUGAUGCCAAAUUCAUACCCACUCUGUAUACAAUUCAUGUACACAUUCAACACACUAAAGCGCAUGUCACGUUUAAACACAUAUAACAUAUAUCUCACAUAGGUCACACACAUCCCACACAUAAUAUGCCAUCUCGUAGAGAACGAUUAUCCACAGGUAUCCACAAAGUGAUAACAGACGUGCAUGCAAUGUUGCUUUAGUGACAAUGAAUAAACCCCAUAUAGUUCCUUCGAUCUCCUGGUCAAAGAUCAAGGUAAGGCUGGGCUACUGCUGGAUGUUUGACUGUUAUGUCUGACAGGGAAUGAACGAUAAAGGUUACUGUGUUUGAAAAGUGCCCAAGGAAUCGAGAAAAAAGUAUCCUCUCUGUCAGCAAUAAGUCAGCAAAUUGAAUUCAUUAAUACAUGUUAGAUCACUUGAUGUAGUAAUCUAGUGAUCACUUGCAGGAGGACUGUAAUUUUCUUAUUUUUUUCUAUUUAGUUACUGCAGGUAACAUUUAGGGAUGAUUUAGAUAUUGAUGUAAUCAGGGGACAUAGCCAAAAGCAUGUUUUUCCUUUUCACUAGAAAGUAACAGAAAAAUUGCAAAGUGUGCACACCAAAUGCAUAAAAGAAAAACAUAAUCAGUAAUUUGUCCGAAGUUCAUAAUUUAGUGGCCACAUAAAAUGUCUAAAAUACUCCAUGGUAAAUGGUAUGAAAAUAAUGUGCCACAAUAAAUGUUAUUUGAGUUAUGGGGCUUCAACAAAAUUAAAAAAAUGUAGCUAAAAAUGGAUAGUUCCCUAAUUUGGCUAUAUUUCAUUCCAAAAACCAUCAAGUCCUAUUGCUAUACUCCAAACAUUAUAAUUUUUAGUUUUGUUUAUUUAAUUUACUGUAGAGUUAAAAUCCAAUCACAUAUUUUUUUUGUGAUAAAUUAAAAUAUAACCAGAUAGUUUCACAGACAUUAGUGAUAAAUUGUUCAAUUAAAAGUAUCAAAAUGUCCCUAGAUAAAUAUCCUAUUUUUUGGAGCAGUUUAGGAUUUGUUAACAUAUUUAUUGUAUAUAUUUUUUUACUUUUUUAUAUUAAUUAUAAUAGUUAAUGUUGUUUAUAUGUAAUGAGCAUAUGUUAUAGAUAUAUAAAAAAAAUAUUUAGUUUAAUUCUGGAUCAUGGUGUCAUUUGUAAUGUUGUGAUAAUCAAUAAAAAGAUUAAAUUAAAAGCACAAACUUACAACUUCUCGUAAGUCACAAUCCUGUUUCCUUUCCUUAUAGCUUGAUUUUGGGAUUUAUGAUAGUAACAGCCUUCUUGUCUAUGUGGAUCAGUAACACUGCCACAACUGCCAUGAUGAUCCCUAUAGCCCAGGCGGUGCUAGAUCAGCUUCAUAACUCAGAGGAGAGGCUAGAAGAGAAUUAUUCGGAGAACCUUGGGGACACCUUAAAGAAGUCCAUGGAUCACCAUCACUUUACUGAAAUUGUGGAAGAUGACAUGAAAAAUCAGCCAUAUGACAUUCGACUGGAGAAUUCCUCAGAAAUGAAAGGGAAGGGCUCUUUAGAUCUAGCAUUAGUCAUUCACGAGAAGGAAAGUGGAUUUUCAACAGGUAAUUUAUUGCUUAAGAAACUCUCUGCAUGGGCUACCACUUUCAUUGUCAAUGUUUGCUGCCCCCACUCUGCUGCCAUGGUUGUUAGGUUUGGUAGGUGGACAUGAAUAGAACAAGAAGAUUUCCUUCUUUCCACCACCUGGAAUUACCAAGUCCUAGAAAACGCUAUGGCACCUUGACCUCUUAGAACCCAUCUUCGUAACUUCUGAAACCAAAAUGUAAGUAGUAGAGAGGAAUAAUCCUAUGAUCAUAUCUUUCAAGGGACGAUGAUAAAUAAUACAUGAGCAAGGGUACAGCAUGUAUCAAGGGAGUCAAAUCCCAUUAGCAGCUCCUACCUCACUACAGAACUCUUAACUAACUAAAGAUGGCCAUGCAAUGUAUAUAAGUCAUUAGCUUUGUAUAUCCGUACAUUAUUUAUACAUAACUGCAGUCAAAUAGAAUCCAAAAGUCAUGUGACUAGUGCUAAAAGAUACAUGAGUGCUUAAAGGAAUGCUCAAAUCACGGUGACUAGUAAAGCCAUAUGUAGUGGUUAUGGUUCCAAGAGUGCCCAGGUGUCUUGUUAGCAUAAUCUGUCAAACGGUUUUAGCAGAUGUCAGUUUUAUUCAAUACAGGAAAUCAUUUAACUCAUUCACUAACUGAGAUCGCUCAGCCAAUAAACAAAUGUUAAUAUAGGCAUCCAUCUUCUCCUGCUUAAGAAGACCAGAAGCAGCGUGGGUGCCACAAGGGACCCAGGUAUACAUCAAACCAUGCAAAUAUGGUGGCAUGGCACAAGGGAACCUCUGGCAUCAUAACCACUACAGCCAUAGUGGUUAUGAUACUGUCAGGGUACCUGUUGGUGAUGUAUCCAGGGAGGACAUCCUCUCUGCUUAGGGGCUCCCUUCCCCUAGCAUUUCGGCAUAUUCCGGCCGUUUUCGCGCCGGCCGCGCUAGCUCCUCCCCCUUUUAUGACGCGACGGCUAGCGUCGACGUCAUGACGUCGGCAUUUGCAUAAAGUGCCGGGAACCGCUAUUCCGGACCUUUUGGGGGCGUGGUCUCUAUUUAGGUUACAGGGUAUUUAAAGGAAACCUUUACUACUGCUCAUUGCCCUGUCGUGGUUCUAGCUUGCUAGUCACUCAGCGCGUUCUUUAUCUUGUGUUUCCGGUUUUGACCCUUGCUUGUCUUUUGUCCUGUUGUCCUCUCCUCUCCUUUGACUCGGCUUGUAUCUCGCUUACCUGUCCUCCGGCUCCCUUGACCUCGGCUUACCUUUUGACUAUUCUUGCUUUGUCCUUACGUUAGUCCGGCCAUUCUAAGGUCCGGUAUACGUACCUCCUUCUGUGCGCACUCUGCGUAUUGGAUCCCUGUCAGUUUCCUGACAUUACGACAGGGCCAUGAUGGAUCCUGCAGGUGCUAGUCCUCCUGACCCCAGAUUUGAGGCCAUGGACCAUAGAAUGGACCAAAUGGCUUUAGCAUUACAAACUUUGUUGACACGCUCCAGUACCCAGUCUGAAGAAAUACGUUCCACUGCUAGCCACUCGCUAAGUACUGGUUUGGAAGUAGCCACUGUAGGCGCAUCUUCCCAUGUCACGUCACCAUUACGAUAUGGGGGUUCGCCUGAUGCUUGUCGUGGUUUUUUAAACCAGAUAAGUAUACAUUUCGAACUACAACCCCGGGCUUACCCCACUGACAGGGCUAAGGUAGGCUUUAUUAUAACCCUGCUAAUAGAUAAAGCACUUAGAUGGGCCAAUCCCCUUUGGGAGAAUGACAAUCCUUUAGUCUACAACUACACUGCGUUUGUCACGGCUUUUAGAAGAACCUUUGACCCCCCAGGGAGGAAGAUUAAUGCGGCCAGAUCCCUGUUACGCCUUAAACAACAAGAUAGGACCCUUGUAGAAUAUGCUCUAGAGUUUAGAUCAUUGGCAGCAGAAGUGAAAUGGAACGAACAAGCUUUUAUGGAUGUUUUCUUGAAUGGGUUGUCUGAUGAAAUUCUAGAUGAAAUUGCCACAAGAGAACUUCCGGAAAAUUUAGAGGAUUUAGUAUCCUUCAUUUCCAGAAUAGAUGAACGCAUGAGACAGAGGCAGAACACUCGGGAAAGAGUUACUAGACUUCCUGUAAGACUCGCUCCCUCAUUUCAGAACCCUGACUCCUAUAAUCCUACUCCACCAGAACCUAUGCAAAUAGGUAAUACUCGCUUAUCUGAGGCUGAGAGACAGUACAGGAGAAAGGAGGGUCUCUGUUUAUACUGCGGGCUGAGAGGUCACCUACGUCUUAGUUGCCCUAAUCGUCCGGGAAACGCUUGCACCUAAGUUCCCUUAGAGGACGGGCCUUGGGUGUUUCAUUACUGUCCUCUAUACAUAAUAAAAAAGACCAUAGGCUUCUGAUUCCUGUCUCUCUAGCUUGGGAAAAGGGGUUUAUUGCUACGAUGGCAUUAUUAGAUUCUGGAGCAGCAGAAAGCUUUAUAGACCAAACUUUUGCUAAUAAGCAUUGUAUCCCAUUCCAAUUGAGAGAUACACCCUUGGCCGUUGAGGCCAUAGAUGGUAGACCUUUAUCUGAACCAGUAAUAUUCCAUGAGACCGAACCCGUUAAGCUUACUGUUGGUAUUUUCCACGAAGAGUUGAUUUCCCUUCUGUUAAUUUCCUCCCCGGCAGUCCCAGUGGUUCUAGGAUAUUCUUGGCUCAAGAGACACAACCCUCAGAUUGACUGGGAGGGUGGAGAAAUCGUUUCUUGGGGUAUGGGUUGUAGGAAAGAAUGUCUGCAGAGAGUUACUUCUGUUUGCCCCGUAAACUCUUAUGCUAACACUUCUCAAUCCACAGACGUUCAGAUACCAUUACAAUAUCUAGACCUCAAAUCUGUAUUUGACAAGGGUAAGGCGGAUACUUUACCUCCCCACCGGUCUUAUGACUGUUCUAUUAAACUUUUCCCUGGUACUAUGCCUCCCAGGGGUACGGUAUACCCUCUAUCCACCAAGGAAAACUUAGUUUUAGAGGAAUAUAUCAAGGAGAAUUUAGACAAGGGAUUUAUUAGAAAGUCUUCUUCUCCGGCGGGGGCGGGUUUCUUUUUUGUAGAAAAGAAAGACGGUACCUUACGUCCUUGUAUAGACUAUCGGGGAUUGAACAAAAUUACUAUCAGAAAUGCUUACCCUAUUCCUUUGAUUACUGAACUCUUUGACAGACUAAAGGGCUCGAGUAUUUUUACUAAACUUGACUUAAGAGGAGCAUAUAACUUAGUGCGAAUUAAACAAGGAGAUGAAUGGAUGACAGCAUUUAAUACCCGUUACGGGCAUUAUGAGUAUACCGUAAUGCCAUUUGGGCUCUGUAACGCCCCGGCCGUCUUCCAAGACUUGAUCAAUGAAGUUCUUAGAGAAUUCCAACAUGAAUGUGUAAUUGUAUAUUUGGAUGAUAUACUAAUCCAUUCUAGAGAUAUUAAUUCACAUCAUAGACAAGUCAGAAAGGUAUUACAGAAACUUUUACAACAUGGAUUGUAUUGUAAAUUGGAAAAAUGUAGCUUUGACCAGUCUCAGGUAACUUUCUUAGGUUACGUAAUUUCCAAAGACGGGUUUAUGAUGGACCCGACCAAACUAAAAUCGAUUUUAGAUUGGCCUUUACCUAAGGGACUCAAAGCCAUACAAAGAUUUCUUGGAUUUUCUAAUUAUUACAGACGUUUUAUUAAAGGGUACUCCUCUGUUAUCGCUCCUAUCACUAAUAUGACCAAACAAGGAGCCGAUACCAAAACCUGGUCUACUGAGGCUUUAUCUGCUUUCGAAACGCUCAAACAGUCUUUUGCCUCAGCACCUGUAUUAGUUCAUCCUGAUACCUCUCUACCCUUUUUACUUGAAGUUGAUGCGUCUGAAACAGGGAUAGGCGCAGUGUUAUCCCAACGACAAAGUUUAGAUAAGCCGCUGCACCCAUGCGGUUUUUUUUCCAAGAAACUAUCACACACUGAAAGGAGAUAUGACAUUGGUGAUAGGGAACUUUUAGCUAUCAUUAUGGCAUUAAAGGAAUGGAGACAUUUGUUAGAGGGCACCGUCCUUCCAGUUACUAUCUUGACUGACCACAAAAAUUUAUCGUAUAUGGGGGAGGCCAAAAGAUUAUCUGCCAGGCAGGCACGUUGGUCUAUGUUCCUUACACACUUUAAUUAUGUGCUUACUUACAGGCCUGGUUCUAAGAACACUAAGGCAGACGCUUUGUCACGUCAGCACGAACCUACCACCUCUACAGAGGAUACUUUGUUCCCUAUUAUUCCUGAAGUCAAUAUUAUCGCCAACACCAAUGUCAAAAUACACUCUCCAUUGCUCGCUGAUAUUCAGAACGAACAAUCUCUUGCUCCCGAACGUACUCCUGUGGGCCGCUUGUUCGUGUCUCCCAAAUUCCAAGUGGACAUUAUUCGCUGUUUCCACGAUAGCAAGAUCGCUGGUCACCCCGGCAUCCACAAAACUUACUGUCUGAUCUCCAAAGACUUCUGGUGGCCCGGUUUACGUAGGGAUGUGGAAGACUUUGUCAAGGCUUGCAAUGUUUGUGUCAGGAAUAAACUUCCGCGGGAUCUCCCUUGUGGUUUAUUGCAGCCCUUAGUCGUUCCCAACAAACCUUGGGCUUGUUUGGCUAUGGAUUUUAUUGUUGAUCUACCAGCUUCCAAUAGGCAUACAGUUAUCCUCACGGUCCUUGACAGGUUUACUAAAAUGGCUCAUUUCGUUCCCUUGCCUAAACUUCCGUCCUCCCCCGAACUGGCCGUGAUAUUUGCUAGAGAAAUUUUCCGUUUACAUGGUAUUCCCAAUGAGAUUGUGUCAGACAGGGGCUCCCAAUUUAUUUCCCGUUUUUGGAGAUCCUUCUGUUCACAGUUGGGCAUCAAACUGAAUUUUUCUUCGGCCUAUCAUCCUCAAUCUAACGGAGCAGCCGAACGCACUAACCAAAAAAUUGAGCAAUAUCUACGUUGUUUUGUUUCUGAACACCAGGAUGACUGGGUCGGUCUGAUUCCUUGGGCGGAGUUUGCUCACAACAACCUUGUUUGUGGUUCCACUCGUAAUAGCCCCUUUUUCUUGAACUAUGGCUUUAACCCUACUGUUCUUCCGUCGGUGUCUCCUUCCCAGGGUAUACCGUCGGUUGAUAUUCAUAUAGCCAACCUGAGAAAGUUGUGGGAUCAGACUCGACAAAUUCUUGAACGUAGUUCCGCGGUGUUUAAGUCACAUGCUGAUAGGCGUAGACGUCCUGCUCCUAUUUUUUCUCCGGGGGAUAGGGUUUGGUUGUGUACCAGACACAUUCGCCUGAAAGUUCCUUCCUUGAAGUUUGCUCCUCGUUACAUUGGUCCUUACAGGGUACUGAGGAGGAUCAACCCGGUUUCUUAUUUGCUGGAUCUACCUCCUACUCUACGCAUCCCUAACUCUUUUCAUGUGUCGUUAUUGAAACCUCUUGUUUGUAACAGAUUUUCCUCCCGCUCUGCUCCUCCAUCCUCGGUCCGUGUGGAUGGUCAGGAGGAAUAUAUCAUCAAGUCCAUCCUUGAUUCUCGUAUUUCUAGGGGGAAGCUGCAAUACCUCAUAGACUGGAAAGGUUAUGGUCCAGAAGAGAGGUCUUGGGUUCCUGGUAUAGACGUGCAUGCUCCUCGUCUUCUUCGGGCCUUCCACGUUCGUUUUCCUUCUAAGCCAGGUCCCAUCCGCCCGGUGGGCGUUUCUAGAAGGGGGGGUACUGUCAGGGUACCUGUUGGUGAUGUAUCCAGGGAGGACAUCCUCUCUGCUUAGGGGCUCCCUUCCCCUAGCAUUUCGGCAUAUUCCGGCCGUUUUCGCGCCGGCCGCGCUAGCUCCUCCCCCUUUUAUGACGCGACGGCUAGCGUCGACGUCAUGACGUCGGCAUUUGCAUAAAGUGCCGGGAACCGCUAUUCCGGACCUUUUGGGGGCGUGGUCUCUAUUUAGGUUACAGGGUAUUUAAAGGAAACCUUUACUACUGCUCAUUGCCCUGUCGUGGUUCUAGCUUGCUAGUCACUCAGCGCGUUCUUUAUCUUGUGUUUCCGGUUUUGACCCUUGCUUGUCUUUUGUCCUGUUGUCCUCUCCUCUCCUUUGACUCGGCUUGUAUCUCGCUUACCUGUCCUCCGGCUCCCUUGACCUCGGCUUACCUUUUGACUAUUCUUGCUUUGUCCUUACGUUAGUCCGGCCAUUCUAAGGUCCGGUAUACGUACCUCCUUCUGUGCGCACUCUGCGUAUUGGAUCCCUGUCAGUUUCCUGACAGAUACCAGGAGAGUUAUUUUAUUAUCUCUCUUUCUUCUGAAAGUUUCCAUAAUCCACAUGCCAAGUUCUUUAUUUGAAAUAAUUUUAAAUGAGUAUCUAGUCAUUAUCAGAUUGUCUGCUGAUUGGACGUGAGAAGCAGGUUAUAUAUUACACGACUUCUAAGGACAAUUGCAUAUAUUCUCUAUCUACUUAUGGAUUGCGGAGAAUGCUUGUUAUGUUUAACUAGCAGACCAGAUGUCUAAAGACUGUGUUCCACCAUCUUGGUUACACGCUAAGAUCAUGCUACAAUCAGCAAUGUAUCUCCUAACGCCUUUAAACAACAUAACCACUGCAGGAAUGUUUUUAAAUAAACUGGAGUUCUUUCCAGCAGUCAGAAUUAAGAGUUAUUUAUAUCCAACCUAUAUGGUGGUGAUGUGAGAGAGCCUAUCUAACCUGCCUGUUACACUAUCAGCCAAUACCUCCACCCAAGUUGGACAAACGUGACAUUGAUAAUGUGGAAGUGUCACUGUGACUUCUCUGGAGUCCAGGAAGAUCCCUGGUUUAAUGAAUCUUUCCUAUAAUUCAAUUAUUAACUAUGUUUUUCAAGUCAUUCUCCUUCAUAAUCUGCAUAACCUGUUGAAAUAAAUAUUAUUAUUUUAUUAAUUAUUUAUCAUUACUUAUAUAUAUUUCUAACUAGAAUCUCAAGAAACAUAUUCAUAGAUAUAUGUAAAUGUAAGUUUUAAUACAGCCAUGAAUUCUGAACAUUAUUUAACAUUCUAUAAACAAACGUGAAGAUCAUGUUAAUAUUGACAUUUUGUGCUCUGUAACGUGUGUUUGCAGAUGCUGGCACCACCAUGGUUGCAUUAGAUAAUGGUAAACCAAGUGACACUAAACAACAGAACAGGCAACAAAAGCACCUGAAUCUCUGCAAGGGCAUGAGUCUUUCUGUGUGUUAUUCUGCCAGUAUCGGAGGCGUUGCUACUCUCACGGGUACCCCACCUAAUCUUGUAUUGAAAGGACAAAUAGACGAGUAGGUAUUAGGAUGGUUCAAAUUUGACACAAGUGUGUAUUCUAAAAUGGGAUGCUUAAUUAUAUUAACUAGUUUGGGUUGGGCAGGAUUCAAAAUUUGCAUGCUAGCCCGGUCUCAAUGUUUUUGCAUAAAAAUAAUAAAUAAACAAAAAUGCUCAGCCUAAGCAUUAAAACUCUUUAGUCUAAUGAAGUGGUUUUGUUUGAUAGAUGCUGCCUCUGCAGCCUCACUGCUAAAUUAUCUGCUGUUUUGGUAUUAAACCCAUUUAUUUCUGCAUUACUAGCUACACCUCUCCUGUGACACACACAUUCUAUGUUCAUUUGUAAUCUAUCUUUCAUUCAAUGAGUUCCCAAAGUGUGUUUCUUUCCUGCUCUUUUAAUUGACUAGCAAAUAGCACUGCCAACAGCCUCUUGUGUUAGACUAUAUAAAGGUAUCAGAGCUUCAUAGGAACAAACAAGAAUCAAAAGAAGCACAUUUCUACUCUAGCUUAAUGUGAACAUUGUAUUUUGUAUAUAUACACUGAUCAGCCACAACAUUUAAACCACUGACAGGUGAAGUGAAUAUAAUUGAUUAUAUUGUUAUGAUAGCACCUAUCAAGGAGUGGGAUUUUUUAGGCAACAAGUGAACAGCCAGUUCUGGACUUUCAUGUGUUGGAAGCAUGAACAGUAGCCAAGCAAAAAGAUCUAAAUGACCUUGACAAGGGUCAAAUGGUGAUGGCUAAAUGACUGGGUCAGACCAUCUCUAAAAUGGCAAAUCAUGUGGGGUGUUCCUGGUAGCCUUGGACAUUAAGGUCAUGGGUGCCCCAGGCUCAUUGAUGCAUGUCAGGAGCGAAGGCAAUCCUGUAUAGUUCGAGCACACAGAAGAGCUUCUGUAGCUCAAAUGGCUGACAACUUAAUGCUGGCCAUGAUAGAAAUGUGUUAGAACGCACAUGUAUUGUAGAUUGCCAUGAUGAUCCCUGUCCACCUCCAAAAGCACCUUUAAUGGGGAUAUGAGCAUCAGAACUAGGCCAUUGAGAAACAGCCUGAUGAAUAAUGUUUUUUUUACACCAGGUAGAUGGUGGGGUGUGUGCGUAGUUUUCAUUGACAAGAGAUGGCAUCUGGAUGCACUAUGGGAAGAAGGCAGGCCGGAAAAGGCAGUGUCUUGCUCUCGGCAGUGUUAUGCUUCGAAACUUUGAGUCCUGGCAUUCAUGGGGAUGUUACUUUGAAUAAUACCACCUACCUAGAGAAGUUGCAGACCAAGUAUGUUCCCUGGUAGCAGGGGCGUUUUUCAGCAUGUACCCUGUCACACUGCAAAACUUGUUCAGGAAUCAUUUGAGAAAAAUGACAAAGAGUUCCAUGGAGGCUCCACCUCGCAGCUUGCAGGAAUUAAAGUAUCUGCUGCUAAUGUCUUGGUGCCAGAUACCACAGGACACUCUCAGAGAUCUUGUGGAGUCCAUAUCUCAAUGCAGCAGAGCUAUUUUGGCAGCACAAGGGGUAUGAUAUUAGGCAGGUAGUUUUAAUAGUGUGGCUGAUCAGUGUAUAUCCUGCAAAAUAUCCAAUAUUUACUUAUGAACUGUUAUACAUGUUAUAUAGGUUUGUUUUACUAAUACCUACAUUCAUGUAUGCAUGUAUUUUCCAUAGCUUCCUAUGUGUUUCCUAUGUGCAAAAUACUUUUCUGUGAGAAGCAUUUGAAUGGACAUUGUCCACCAUGAACAAGGAAGUUUAUCCUGGGCAAAAAUGAGGUGGAUCAGCUUAGCUGCAGAAUUUGCAGAAGAGGAAGAAUUCUAGGGAAUUAUAUAAGUGUUUGAAAAUCUAAUAUAUUCAUAUUUUUCUUAUUUUAACUUCCCUGUUAAAUAAAUGCAUUUUUCCCUAGUCAUUCUCUUCAAAUCCAAAAACAAAACAAAAACACUUGCAGUCAUAUUUAAAAAAAAUAAUUUGUAAUUAGUCGAUUUCUUUUUGUAAUAUAAUAUGUUAUUGUGAAUUGUAUUGAAUAAAUGAGAUCACUAUUAGUGUAAUUAGUAAUAUACAAAAAAUAUAUCUUUGCUUUAGUUAUGAAACGUGUUUUCUAGGGUGUUCCCGGGGAACAAUAACGCAAUCAAUUUUGCUUCUUGGUUUGGAUUCGCCUUUCCAGCAACAGUUGUGUUACUUGCCUUAACGUGGAUCUGGCUUCAGAUUAUGUUCCUUGGAAUUAAGUAAGUAGUUGAUCAAAGAGGUCCGGGCCAGAGUGUCAUAGGGGCUAAUGGAGCUGAAGCUUUUUUUUUUUCUUACUACUCUUCACGUGCCCUUGUUUUGUGCAGAGGGAAGUAAUUAUGGGAAUUUAGGUGGCAUGCAGAGGAACAAAACUUGUGUGAAUGGGCUGUGUAGCGGAGAGCUGAUAUUUCACAGGUUAUCUCCACUUAAGAUCCCAGUGAGACUCAGGAACAAGUAUUAUAAAUCCAUAAGGCAAGGCUUUCAGCAGGCAAAACAAUCCAACAAUAUGCCAACAUCAAUCCCAAUGACUGGAUGACACACAGCAUCAGGAGCAGAACUGACUAUUAAUUCACACAGCCUCCUUAUAAAGCAUUCUCCCAUGCAAGGGAGGGAUUCAUCAUAAUUAAGACAGUAGCCAAUAAUGUCACAGUUACCUCCCACACAUCUCCUCCCCUCAGUGUGACACAUAAUCCCAUUAAUCAUGCUGUAGUUUUCCCCGAGUUCUGGAUGUACCCCAAAACAGUUAGGUACAAUGGGCUAAGUUGCACCCCCUGGUAGCCCUGAUCUGGGUGACUAACAUAUCCCAAAUUCACCCAGAUCAGACCAAGGGUUCGGGAGUUAGGUAGAAGGGACAAUUUGACCGACCACACACGAGGUGGUAGCCGAAAAGGAUUCCAUGGGUUUUGGCCCUGCGGUCGGUCUCAGUUCGGGAGGUAAAAUACACAUAAAUACAUGCCAUCCACUAUUAAUCUUGUAUUCGCAUAAAUCCCCUUGUUCGGUACUUUUAACUCACCGAACGGGGGGCCGAUUAGCCUCUCUGUUUGGGAGUUACGGAGCUCUGGAGGUCUCAGCGGUGUUCGGGUAAUUGAGUGUCCGAUUUGAGUUCCAGACACUCGACGCCCAAACACCGAUGAGGGUUUCGUGCGUAAGAUGGCCGCCGCCACGUGUUCGUAUGCCGAACGGCGGCCACCCAAAUACAUGCGGUUAGAGAAGUGUGAAGCCUAAUAAGGUGCACACUUCUCUCUGGGGUGGUCUACUGGUUCGGUAGUUUCAUUCGUAUGGGAUACGGAUGAAACUACCGAACAAUCAUACGAAUACUACAUACACUUUUAACUAUACACGAAAAUAAACACACAAAUUACAGUUUUAACACAGUCUUUUAGGACAGCCUUAAUACCAUCAGCUACAGGCUGUCUUUAAAAUAGUCCAGCAUUAAAAGCAAUAUAAUAAAAAACUAACAUUUCCAAUAGCAGGGAGUUAUUAAUUACUGACCAAGACAAGACUGUCAGUUCAAUGGAAGUAUAAUGUACAUAGUAAAGUAUCAAUACUUUACUAGUUGUUUUCUAGGCAUCCUCUAGUAAUGUGUGAUUAAUAUUUAUAAUUAUCAGUCAAGUUAUAUUGGGAUAGUUUCUGUGAAUCAUAAAUAAUUCAGGUGUUCAGUACAUGAUUGUGAUUUAGAUCAAAUAUGUUAACAAUAUGCAGCUGCAUUGAUAAAUUACCAACUUUUGGUGAUGAACACGGGUGUAGGAAAUCAACGAAUAAUGCUGGGGGCAGAGUAUGGGUAAAAAAUAAACAAGUUAAAUAAAGACAACUGCAAUUACUGACCCAAAAAUAUGUUUUGCAAAUAUCGGACUCUGUUUGAAUAGACAAAGGCAGAGGCAGAGUGAAAUUUAACUCAUUUAGUCUUUUACAAAAAACAAAACACAAAGUAGUGGUAGUACUAAUUUAGGCAAAUCCCUAAUGUGCCUAAGGGUAGUGAUUCUCAAUCCAGACUUUUAGGUACCCUACCAGUCCAGGAUAAGACAUUUGCUCAAGUUUGUUCCAAAGGGGACACUGACCAAGCCUAGAUCAUGGAUGUACCUUGAAAGCUGGCACACUGGAAAUAUAACAGUUCACAUUAUGUCUCCACACAUUUAUGUUGCCGUCGAAUUAAAAAAAAAAUAAUCAAAUUACGUUAUUCAAUGUUAUGCAAGACAGUUUAAUUAAUAUUAUUAGUAUCUGUGAUAUAAUAAUUUCAUUCUGACAAUAAUAAAUGCUUUAUGUAUUUUUCCAAGCUUUAAACAAAAUUUCGGUUGUGGUGGGACACCAGAACAAAAGGAAAAAGAAAGAAGAGCUUAUGGGGUGAUUUCCUCAGAAUACCGAAAUUUGGGCUAUAUGAGCUUUGCGGAGGUCUGCGUUCUGGUUCUCUUUGUUUUGUUAGUGAUUCUGUGGUUCACAAUGGACCCAGGUUUUAUGCCUGGCUGGGCAACAAUCAGUUUUAACAAGGGCGGUAAAGAGUGAGUAUUGAAACAAAAUAAAAGAGACCUACUGCAUUUUUACAUGUAUAAGACUAUGUUAUUUUCAAAAAAGUUUUUAGUCUAAAAUGGGGGUUGUCUUAUACACAAAAUGUCACUGUAGGGGUUAAAAAAAACACUUAUGCGCAAGGCUUAAGUUAAUAUGGUGAUUGGCGCAUUUCAAUGUGCAUGGCCCACACACAUACCUGGCCUUUCUUCCACCGAUCCACUUCUGAAUGCUGUGGCAAGGAGGAAGAGGUCCCUAUAUGCGUGGGAGCUGCAGCAGACAUCAGCACUUACCACCAACGGAGCUCCAGAGACAUGCCACACCAUAAAAGGAGCAGCCAUAUUAAGGUUUGCUCCACCUCAGGUAGGUCUUGCUUUCUGAUUUAUAUUCAUGGGGGAGGAAAUGGGGAUCAGGGAGCAGAGGGAAUAAUACUCAGAUGUCCCAGCAUGCCCUCACAUCAGCUGCUGUAUUGUGGGAUCUGUAGUCUCCCAGCGUGCACUAUAGAACCAUUAACUUUACAGAGUACCGUAGCAAGGGGGGGCUAAAAAAAUAGGGGUUAUCUUAUACAUAGGGCCAUCUUAUACAUGGAAAAAUAUGGUAUAUUUGCAUUGUAUGUAAACCUGUCUUGCACUGUACUUGCCAUAGGGCAAUGGCAUCCUCUCUUUCAAGGUAUCUGUUGAUCGUUCUGCGAGUAGAGAAUGAUAAGAUUGCAAGCAUUUGGGUAAACAUAUGAUAAACACAGGGCCUUCUUAAUAGCAUUAUAGGCCCUCGUUCAAAGCAGUGCACAGGGGCUCUGCCUCACACAACCACUUAGAGGAAUAAAAAUGCAAAUUAUCGAUAAAAUGUCUUUGCAGAGAAUUGCUUUAUAAUUGGCUUGAAGUCAAUGGUCUUCAGGAUGUUAGAACUUUAUUAUAGUUUUAUGGCUUCAAAAUAUCAUGUGUGUUGAUUAUGUUUUGCUUAGGUACAAUUAGUAUGUGUACAUUGAUUUCUUCAAGGUCAAGACAUGCAUUCGCACCAUUAAGAUCGCAUGUAUAGAUAACAGGUGAUACUAAAGUGAUUAGUCCACCUUAACAUUUGAGAGUUUGAAGGUUCUGAAUAAACUGGAAUAAUGUACUGAAAAUAUGGCAAGCCUGUGGGGCACUAGGGGCACUGGGGGCCCAGGGCAACUGCCCAAUGUGCCCAUGCGUUACUACGGCUCUGUGUAAACAGAUCAUGGUUGACAGACACUGCUUAUAAUAUCUGCUUAAAUGGGUGACACAGACAAACUCAUACAGGCAUAAGACAAUAUCUAUUUACCAGGGUUCAACCAAGCUAACAUAAUAUUAGUAGGAUUACAAAAAUGAACAUAUUUAGGUGAUGGCCUAAUAACAGUAAUGAUGAAUUAGAUAAAACAUUAGGGUAAAUGGGCCAGUGAUACAUCUCUACUUAAUCAAGCAUGCUUUGCCCUUCUCUAUAGCUGCGAUAUAGUAAAUACUCAACUUCUAUCCUGUUAUUGACAUUGCAUUAUAGCAAUCACCAUUAGCUUAUAUUUUUUUCUAGACAUUAUAUUAAUGUAUUCAUUCUGACUUCUCUUCCUAUUAUCCAGUUUUGUUACAGAUACAACAGUUGCUAUGUUCAUUUCUCUUACGAUGUUUUUUUUCCCAUCGGAGAUGCCCUCAUUGAAGCGUCAGGACACAGGACAUUUAGGUAAAUAUAUAGUUUAUGUCGUGUUAGACUAUAUGAAUUAUUUGUGUUAAGACAUGAAGAUUGUGUCUAGAUCAGUGGUUCUCAAACCAGUCCUCAAGACCCACCAGCAGUCCAGGUUUUGUUAGUAUCUCCAUUGGAAUAAAACAGAGAAAUACAUAAAUCCUGCACUGUUGAUGGGCCAUGAGGACUGGUUUGAGAACCACUGGUCUAGAUAAAGUUGCGAAAGUGUUCUGAACUAACCAAAGUUUAUUUUGCAAUAUUCUGCCAGGAUAGAAAAAAUUGGGAUUGUAUAUACCAGUGUUUGCCCCAACAGUAAAAAUCUCUAAUGGUGUUAUUCACUAAAGUGAAAAUUUAAAGUGAAUUUAAAAUUUAAGGUCAAAGUAGCCAAACUGGAAAAUUGAUCUCAGUCAUCAAUGCUUUCAGCUUGUCUACCCUGGCCUUAAAUUUGAAACACACUUUGAAAUUCCACUUUAGCAAAUAACCCUGUAAUUACCCUCUCCAUUUUGCUACUAGACUUGAUAAUUUGUUUUCGCACAUAUUUAUAUGAAAAACAUAAAUUAACUAAUUGCAAAACCGAUUUUAACCCAUUGGGACCUAAUGGUGGGGGAAGGGAAACUAAUAAUACAUUACACUACUGGGCAGUUGAAAAAACCCCAACAAUAAACAAUCUGGCAAAGAUGCCUCUGCCACGAGCUCCUGGAGGAGCCUGCUGGCUACCCUCCUGCCCAAGGGCCAUGGACCAUGUAACCGACCCUUAAAAUACUUGGUUCGUGUGGUUUCCCUUUUUAGUUCGGGAAAUGAACAGACGCAUGAAUUGCGGACCACCUCUGGGCUUGUUAACUCCUAUUAACAUCUCCUGACACUUCCAUCAUCACUUGCACACUAUGUAUCCUAAGUGAUUGGCGUGGUGGCUGCUGUUCGUAUGCACGAACACGUGGGAAACUGAGUUGGUGGCCAUUUUGUUGCACAAAUGCAGGCAGCAGUGCUUGGUCGUCGAGUGCAUGGAACUAAAAUCGAACCCUCUAAGUCGCAAACACCGCUGAACUUUGACAAACACCUUCUUCAUUUCUACUCAUGUCAGGAGAGUGCCAUUCGGUAGGAUUGUUCGCAUGGGGUGUUGUAAAAUUGUUGUAUUUUUCUGUACCUAGAGAUAAUUGAGUUUGUAUAGUUUCUGACUCAAUUAUCUGUCAGGCACAAGGGAGGAGUUUACUGUAUGUAUAAAUUGAGAGUGCUUGCCGGCAUUAAACAGAUCUACUCCCAGCAUUCAUUCUCGACUAAUGUGUGUGUGUGGGGGAAUACUAUAAUCACUAUACAGCUACACUCGCUGUAGGAAAGCUUUGAUCACUGGAAGCUGGAUCCAGGACCCUGGUCCAGGGUGGGAAACAAUGGCAAGAACCCAGCCAAGCCGCGGUAGCCAGGGGCUCAAGUGCUGAUGGUGUCCCGGCGAUAGCUAGGAAGAGUGCUUGGCAGAGGUACCCACUUGGGGUACCAGGCAGUCCGCCACAUCUGAUGGCAGCAGUGGGAUGGCUUCCUAGCGAGUGGGGAAGCAUCCCAGGGAAACCGAAAUACCAUAUAGAAUACUGGCAAGAGGGGUAGCGCUAGAGUAAGCUAGUCCCCGGGCAGCAUCCCCAUAUGAGGAAGAGUUCAACUGGAGACUACAGAGCACCUUGACCCUAGAGGAUGAUCCUAUCUCAGAAGAUUGCAUACUGGACUGGAAGGAUGUCAUUCGGUAGAAGCUCUAGUACAAGGCCCUGGAGGACAUUCAGCUGCGGCAGAGAGAGAGCCUCCCAAGCCAAGAGCAGCGGUUACAGGGACAAGUGGCUAUGGGGAUGCCUUUCCUGGGAGAGCAGCCCCUGGAGGAGUGGGUGAUGGAACUUGAGGACCUGGCCUGGAAGGAGCUGUGGCUGGACGAGGCUUCUGUCACAGUUUCUGAUUCAAUUAUCUCUCAGGCACAGGGGAUGAGUUUACUGUAUGUAUAAACUGAGAGUGCUUGCCGGCAUUAAACAGAUCUACUCCCAGCAUUCAGUCUUGACUAAUGUGUGUGGGGGGGAAAUUCUAUAAUCACUAUACAGCUAUACUCGCUGUAGGAGAGCUUUGACCACUGGAAGCUGGAUCUAGGACCCUUGUCCAGGGUGGGAAGCAACGGAUUCCAUGCAGGAGUGAUGUCAUGUUACGGUUCCCAGCAUCACCCCAGAGAGUGCAUGAGGAAGCAGUGAGGAACUGGAAAUACAUUAGCCAGCCGGCCACCCCCUCUGCCCCCUAUAACCGGCCAUUGGACUGCUCCUCAUGGUGUCCACCACCUUCUGUGCACCCUGUGCACUUUCCCAGGAUCGGCCCUGUUGUGUCAUUCUACACUGAACAGAGGGAUAGUGACAGGUCACUGCUGGCAGUAAACCCACUUCAAUGAGAUGCAAUGGUUAUAGUGCCAAGAGAGUCCCUCUAACUCUGUGCUACAAUAGUUAAAGAGCAGCAUGGCCACUAGCUGUUUAACUUUCUUUGUAGAGAUUAAAAAUAUGACUCUAGCCUACACACACAAGAAAAUUACUCUUACAAAUUGCUAAAACAGUCUAUCUGAUCCCUUUCAUGAAAAGUGUGAGGACGUCCAGUGUCAGUUAGCAGACUAAAAGUCUGAUAUCGACCUGGAAGUGCCUCUAGUGGCUAUCUGGUAGACAGCCACUAGAGGUGGAGUUAACCCUCCAAGGUAAUUAUUGCAGUUAUGAAACACUGCACCCAGGCCACUUCAAUGAGCUGAAGUGGUCUGGGUGCCUAUAGUGUGCCUUUAAGGAAUAGGUCCAUAAGUUUGCCAUGUUUGAAAAUUUCAAGUUUCUUUUAGGCCAAAUUUAUACACAGUCAUAUACAGUACAGCCAUAAAUGUAUACACAGAAUAUACAGAUUUUCCUAAUAUAUAUAUUUUUGUUUAGUGUGCAGUCAUAAGUAGAUCCCAGUCUAUCCUCAGCAAUUUAUUUGAAAACCAAAUGUCAGAGACAGCUCAUAAACAAUUAUAGCACUUAACAAUAUGCAUAUAUCAUAUACUUUUAAAUCAUUUACUAGGUAUCUGUAAAAGAAAACAAAUAUAUUUUCUGUUACAAUGCCUGCGCCAAGAGCAUGGUGUUCACAUGUAAAGGUUAAACUUCAUGGCUCAGCAAUCUGUUAAUCUAUGGUAUUUAUUGCGCAACAGAUAUAAUCUUUAACACAUAAAAAGAUAUGAAAUCAGAGCCAAUAUUUUUUUUGUUACUCUGGAGCAUUUUAUUUCCUGCUCUAGCUUACAUUCAGCAGUACAUGCAGUGCAUUAUAAUUAUUGCUUGUAAUCGUAGGAAUAUAAAAACUAAAUAAUGCUUUCUGGAGUAAUUACCACAGCACAGCUGGGACUAAACAACUGGGAAUCUUCAUGAAGGAAUUCAAGUAUCGGAUCCUGAAAGUGUGAUUUAACGCAUAUUCUAUUUGAAGUUUACAUGUUUAUACCACUAAGACCAGUGGUGCCCAAAUGGUAGAUCCACAGAUAUUUUCAAACUACAGCUUCCAUGAUGCUUUGUCAUGCUAAAGUAUUCUAAAGGCAUGCAGAGCAUAAUGGAAGUUGCAGUUCUACAACAUCUGAGGAUCUACCUUUUGGGCACCCCUGACUUAGAGGGUCAAUCCAAGCACCAUAAGCACUUAGGACCAUUACAAAAGGAAUAAUGCUUGGAGCUCCUUGAGUCCUCUAUAUAUGAGAGACAGAUUGAUAUACCAGCAACUGGAAGAUUUCCUAUAUUAUAAAGGCAUGUGCCAUAUAAUAACAUAUCUUCCAGCUGAAAGGACAGUUUAUACCCACCAAUCAUGCCCCAGCAUUGCCAGCAUUCAUUCUGUGCAAAGUUUUUGGGUUCUGAACCAGGGUGUAAAAAAGUGAGAUUUAUUGACAUUUUCCACCACUUGAUUCUGUGCAAUGUCAUCUGUUUGAAGGGGGAAGCAGAUCUUUGCUGUUAUAAUAUUCCUGCCUUGCAGGAAUUUAUAUUUCUUACAGUGUCCUCUCUGAUUCAUAAGUAAUGGCUUCAGUAGAUUUUCAUAAUUGGCAGCAGAGCCAUUUGUUCAUUUGUUCCUGAUACUCUGUGGUCGACAAAUAUCUGGAUGAAGCCAUAAUUCCAACAUCUUGAACUAACGUGAGGACUGUGGAGAGUUUAAUAAUGCUUUCUUUGCCAUGGUUCCAAUCCCAGGUGUACAUGGUGAUAAUGCACUGCUUCUAGAAUGAAGACACAUUUCCAUACUGAACUGAAAAUAGCUAAUGUAUCCUGUUCAAAGUAGACGCUACUGCACUGUUUGUAUCAUUGAGGGAAUCAUCUCCUACAUAAUGUAGAGCCAAAGCCUUUUGCAGAUUCAUCACUUUAUGAAACUAUGUUCAUGUCCCGAGCUAUAAUACUUUAUAAUACCGAUCCUUAAAGUGAGUAAAACAUGUUCCAUAAUCUUUGGAUGAUUCAAUUACAAUGUUGCAAUUUGUGAGUUCAAGUCCAUUAAAGCAUAAACCCAUAAAAUGAUCACCACUAAAGCAUCUGUCCAGAAAGAAUGUAUUCAAAUAUUAACAAUCUUGCAAACACAUGGUGUCAAAACUCUAUUCUGUUUUCCUGAUGAUUCAUGUAGGGAGGGAUUUUGUUAAAGUUCAUGUUAUGCAUUCAAAUUCCAUUUGUAUUCAUUUAUAGGGGAGAAGGCCAGUAUAAAAGUCCCCCCUCCUCUACUAGACUGGGCCACCAUUAACCAGAAAAUGCCUUGGAGCAUUAUCAUCCUGCUGGGAGGAGGGUUUGCUUUGGCCAAAGGGAGUGAGGUAAGUCAAUGAGCUACAUGUAUCUGAGUCCUUUAAGAAAUAAGGCUUAUUGUGAGACAUGAAAUAUUGGCAAAAAACAAUAGCCACAAAAUGUUCUGGUAACAACUAUCCCAGAUGGUGCAGCUAUAUGUUCUUACAUACAACAGUCACAGGGAGAUUAAAUAAUAUGGGAUGGAGAAGGGGGGAGUGGGGGCAGGGGGAGGAGGGGGCAUGGCCUGGCUGCUGACAAAGAUGGCCUUAUAAAACUUUCUCUCCAAGGGCCUUGUAAUUGCAAGCACUUCCCUUGACCAGAUGCCACACUAUGGGGAAAUCUUCCCACUCAUUAGGGUCAGGAAAGACCCCAACAUCAAAACAGGGGCAUCUCACCUCGUCCCAGCACCAGAGGACCGUGCAACACCACCUCUAGGUCUGGAUGGCUAACUGCCAUAGGAGGCUUUACAGGUCUCAUUCCCUAGGUCAAAGAAUGGUUCUGAACCCACGUGACUGGAUAUCCCUGAUACAUGCUGUCCCUACCAAGUUGGAUCUGCGCUACGCCACGGUGGAACUACAAUACACAAUUAAGGCUGACAUACAAGCCACCUGCACAGAGCUGCUAUACUUCUUGACUGAAUGCUUGGCCAGUGUGGAGUGUGACACCAUCAGAUUGGCCCAGACACAUGCCACAGAAAGCCUGAUGACACAUACAUACCAUAUGUGCUGCAUGACACUACUUGUGGAGGACCUGGACAACCACAAAUGCCAAAAUAACAUCAGGCUCCACAGCCUACCAGAAGCUGAAGACUUCCCGAUCCAAUUCCACACCCAUCUCCACCUCAUCUUCGACAACCUGCAAUCCCUUAGAGAUUGAAAAUGUCUAACUUAUGGUCCCCCUUAGGACAUAAUUUAUUAUCAGGUCCACUAUGGGCUAACAGAAGAUAUUCUCUGCAAAGCCAGCGUUCAUAUAGUUUUGGGAAUCAGUAAUCCAGCUAUUCCCAGAUGUAUCCCCUGCAAUCUUGGACUAGUUAAGGGCCAUGUAGCUCCUAACACAGGUAUUGCUUCGCCAACGAAUAAGGUGCUGGUGGUAGAUGCCGAUAGGUCUUUACUCCUCAGGUCCUACAUUGAUCUGUUCCCAUGCAAACGUUGUAGCACUAAGCCAUAGUCUAUAGCUCCUGGUAAUUAAUAUGAGAUGGCCAAACCCCCCGGACUUCUAUGUCCUGGGACCAGAACCCGAAGCAGAGCUACUGGAGGAGCAUGAUGACUGCUUUCCAUCACCUAUGGUCCUUAUUAUACAAAGAGACUUGCUCCCCACUGACAAAAUCAUUAUAUUGCAUGGAGAUAACUCUGACACAAAUUUGAGCCUCAUCCCUCCACCAUAGGACUACCUACACCUACCAAACUUUCCUCUGACGCAGCCUGCAACACACCACCAGCAAGUUCCACAAGCACACCAGACCAGCGGGCCCGCUGGUGCUGAAACCAGGUUAUGACUGUGAACUUUUGUCACGCUAUAUCUUGCUAUGUGAUACUAACUACCUGAGAGAUGAAUCCACAGCCUGCAAUGAGGCACAGGUUGCCAUUAACACUGUUUACACAGACACGCAUCUCAUGCAACAUUAAUCAAUCCCAUCAUAUAUGAAAGAACAAGAUGUGUAAAAGCAGAGUAAUCCCAACUGAGAGGGAUCGUCUCCCCUUCCACUCUAUUUUCCUCAUCCCACCCCUUUUCUCCCACACAUCUUUCUACUCUCCUAUUGGCCAUUUUAUCCCCUUCUCCCCUCAUUAUCUCACCCCCUCUUGCCCCCUCCCACUUUACCCUCUCUCUCACACCCCUCUUUCCCCUUUUACAAUCUGCCAAACCUCACAAUGCAUGAUCUGCCUGAUGCCACGUCUGUGGCCCUUAAUAUGGUUCCAGGCUGCUUAAGUCACAUGUGCCAGGGUUGCAGCUAGCCCCCAGCAUACAAGUGCCAAUAUUUCUGCAGGUGCAGUGUUUCAAGCAGAAAUGCUGCACAUACAGACUCCUAGCAACAUGAACAAUUAAAAUCAAUGAAGUGGUCAUGAUGGUUGGAGUAACCAUUUAACAACCAAGUCACAGCAUUCAAAGCAGGAUGCACUCAUGGUUCCAUCUCUUUCAGGUAUCAGGAUUGUCAUUAUGGAUUGGGGAGAAACUGACACCAUUGCAAAACCUGCCUCCAGCAGCUACAGCCUUCAUAUUGUGUCUGCUGGUUGCUACAUUCACUGAAUUUACCAGCAAUGUAGCCACUACUACUUUGUUUUUGCCCAUCCUGGCUUCAAUGGUAAGACCUCUGAUAAUAGGAUAUAGCGUUGCAUGCAAGAAAAUACAUUGGCUUUGCAUAUAUCAUUUAUUUUAUAGCUUGGGGCCAACUUUGGGAAACACAGAACAGAAUUGUGUUAUGUACACUUUCCUUGCUAUGCUCCCAGAGAUUUAAGUCCUCAACUCAGAUUUAAAACUUCCAGUUUAACAAAUGUAUCAAUAAAAUGCGUUUUCAUUGCCCUACUCGGCUGCUAAGAAUAUCUUAUCUCACUGAUUUGUUUCUGUGUUAGUCAUAUUUGUCCAAUUGUUUAGCUGACUUAUAGCCUGUGUUUCAAGGAUUUAGGCAUUUCUUGUAGUGUUUGGAUAAGCUUAUCAUGUAUGGUAACCAGAGUCUCUGAUAACUGAGAAAAUAAAUGUUUGGGUAGAGGCUGCAGAAAUUACAGUUGUGAUCAGUUCCUAAGCAACCAUGAAACCCCUGAACUGCUCAGCUCCCCAUUAGUCCCUAGUGGUGAAAAUAUCUCUCUAAAAAUUACAAAGGUAGCCAUCAGGAGUCAUAAUUAAAACCGUGAUCUACAGAAUAUCUUACAAGUUUUCUUACACAUGCAAAAUGAGACGCCAUAUAGAGCAAGGGUGCCCCAAAGGUAGAUCCCCAGAUGUUGUAGAACUACAACUCCCAUGUUGCUUUGCAUGCCUUUAGAAUGACAAAGCAUCAUGAAAGCUGUAGUUUUAAAACACCUGGGGAUCUAUAUCUUGGGCACCCCUGAUAUAGAGCUUUUCGACAUCGAGAAGUUGCCUUUUCCUGUCCGUGAUUUUGAAUGUCAGUGGAAAGGAAAAGGGUAAAAUUAAGCAGAUGGAAACAGUUUGAAUUUCUUUUUUUUUUUACUACAUUUUACCCCAAAUCGGUUCCUUUAUUAGGGAAAGUAGUUGUCUUAUAAUAUAGUUUGAUUGCAUUGAAAUUCAGAAAUUCUAACAGGGUUCAUUUUUCAUGAAGAUUCUAUGUUUAUUAAAAUAAAGUCAAAAGCGAUAUCAAAGUUUUAUAUUCCAGGAAUUUCUCAUGCAUUGUCAACAGAUAAAGGAUGAUAUAAUCACUCUAGUUUAGCUUUUCACUAAAGUGAGAAUUGCCAAGAACUGAAAGUGAAUGCAAACUGAAUUUUGAACUACAGACAUUCUCCAAAUCUAGUUAAAUCUAGUGGUUCCAUAGCCUUGUUACAGCAAACUGUUUUAAUCUGGGUACCACCAGGCUCAUCAUCUUUUUUUGUAGGCAGAUUUCCAACAUCCAGCCGCUACAGAGCUGCAGAAGUCGACUGCCAAUCCUGGCACACAUAGAUUGGCUGAGAGUGUCAGCUGACCACUAUCAGUCAAUCAAUGAGCGUCUGUGCAUCAACAUCUGCCAAGAAUUAACAUUAGCCAGCCUAGGGGUCUUGUUCAAGGCUGGCUCAUGUCUCCUCUGUGACACAGCCGAUAAUGAAGUUACACCUACAGCAGCAGAAGGGUUAAUCUCGGUAUGGGCAAUAUAGACUCCAUGCACCAUUACUACUUCAAAUCACAGAAUUGGUUACAAAGUUGUAGUAAGUACAAAAAAAAAUAUAUAAGGAAGAAAAAAUAAUUCCAUCAAAACUUUAUAACUCUUUUUAAAAUGUUCUGAUGUGUUGUUUCCUUCUGAUUAUCUUUUUUUUUUCCUCAGGCUAAAGUAAUCAAAAUCAAUCCAUUGUACAUCAUGAUCCCAUGCACUCUUUCUUCCUCUUUGGCCUUCAUGCUACCAGUGGCCACACCACCCAACGCCAUAGCCUUCUCAUAUGGACAACUCAGGGUUAGUGACAUGGUAAGUAAGAAUCCCUUCAAUCAAGUGUCAAUUAUUCUGCUCAGCUGGAUUCUAAUCAGGAAAAUUAUCUAACGUGCCCACCAGUCAUAGAAAGAUACUUUAUGUCUCUUUUUAUUGGAGUUAUUGGGGUAUUAUAUUCACUGAACUGGUCUCUAAUUCUGUAUGAUGACUCUACAUAAUGUGCUCCUUCUAAUAUAGCCCUGUUUCAGUGUCACUCAAACAAUACUCAGUAUUUAAAACUUUUCAUUUAGAUGAUGGUACUUUCUGUAUUACCUACCUGAACAGACUACAUUACUGUUCACUAAAUCUCACUGGCUCCCAUCAGUGAUGAAUUGACCGAGCUAUGUAACUGUUCACAUUAUAUUUACCAGUCAUUAAUCUUUUUCUGUUUCAGUUAUGGGGUUAAGAAGUAAUACAGUUUAUUCUAUUUUUAUACAUACAUGCACACAUAAGCACAGAUGUUCAAGUUUAAAAUAAUUAUAAAACUAAAUUUAGCAGGUAAGAUAGGGGUAGGCAACCUUUGGCACUCCAGAUGUUAUGGACUACAUCUUCCCUGAUGCUUUGUCAGCACUAUGGCUGUAAGAGUAUUUUAUUUGGUUCAUGUGGUCUUAAAGUGGGUAAACAUAAUUGAUAAUUAAUAUACUUUUAAAAAAUCCAGAGCUUGCUUCCCUCCAGUAUUACGUAUACAAAUUACUAUUAUUAGUAUUAUGAAAUGUAUUGUAUAUAAAUCACCAUAAUCUAGUAUGUUUUCAUUCAUUUCUCAUAGGCAAAAGCUGGACUUCUUCUGAACAUCCUUGGUGUGCUGACCAUUACACUGGCCAUCAACAGUUGGGGCUUUUAUAUAUUUAACUUGGGCACCUUCCCUUCGUGGGCAAAUACCACAGGACAAUCUUAAUGCACAUUCUAUGGGAAUAGAAAAAUAUUAGUAUAAAUUACCAGUACAUUACAAUAGAGGCCAAAGGAAACUGAAAUGUAGAUAUAUGACUUCAUUGCCAUAUGAACUUUAUCUUCUCCGACAGUGCAUGUGUUAUUUCUCCAUCCUAACAACGAACACAAGGUCUAAGACCAGAUGAAACUUGCUUACUAUUACGACAGAUCUCAUAUUCAUUGAACUAGAAGGGAUUAGACUUUAAUGGUCUAUUGGAGAACUGGUGCAUGAAUUACACCCAUGUUAAUGCUGUAAGUUGAAAUAAUAAAUGUAGGUGCAAUGUAAAUGGCUCAUGAAUAGGUGAUGGAGCUUGCAAUGUGAUAGCAGUGGAUGCAAAGGGCAAAAUUACCUACAUUAUCAAAGAAUGGCCAGAAACUGAGUGAUCAGGUCACCAGGGAUAUUAUUAAGCAUUGUCUCUUCUCUAAAAGAGAUUUAUCUAGACUUACUUACUCUUGCAUAGUUUUUUUUUCUGUACAGAGGAGUUGGGCACGUUAGAUAUGCAUAUAUUUAGUUUGAUAUCUAAGCCCAAUUUCCACCCGAUCUCCUAAGCCUAAUCUGCCAUCAAGGGACUGGAAGAAGGAGAACUUGUUUAUAUGACCCAAUGUUGUUUCUAGGGUUGGCAACCUUCUGCACUCCAAAUAUUGUGGACUACAUCUCCCCUGAUCCUAUGCUAACAUUAUGGUUGUAAGAGUAUUAUGGGAGAUGUAGUCUACAACAUCUGGAGUGCCAAAGGUUGUCUACCCCUGUUCUAGAGGAACCUACUCCCACAGCACAUUUGCUGUGAUGUCCCCUAAUACUUGGACAUCAAAACAUCUCCAUUAGGUUCCCUGCUGUGUCCAAAUCUAUCUCUAGAAGUGAGGGUUAUCAUUAGCACAAAUAGGUUUUUAAAGUAUAUGAUUCUCAGACAACUUAUAAUGUGUAUGAUUCAGGAGAAUAGCACUUAGAAAAGCACAGAAAAAAAUCUAUCAUCAUUAGGAACAUCUAGGCCUCAACAAGCAUUGGAAACUGUAUUCCUUGGAAAAUAUAACAAAGAUACUGCUCAGGCACUCUUUAUUUCUAUAUAUACAUAUGUAUGUGUGUGUGUUCGGGGCAUUCUCAUAUGAUAUAGAAUAAGAUUGGUUGUAGAGAUGUAGCUUUAGGAAUAAUCAGUUGAGGUGUGACGAAACCAACGUAUGCUGUAGGCCGGUAAAAAGUGGGCUUACAUAGAGGAAAUAUGAACAAUGGGAAUGGAGGGUGCGGCUAUUCGUCUGACCAACAAAGGUAAGUAGGGAAAGGGGGGAGUCCCUUUUAUAGGUCUAUAGCCCCUCCCACAACUUCAGGCCAUGCCUUCCAAUUAGUGUUCGGGGCAUUCUCAUAUGAUAUAGAAUAAGAUGGGUUGUAGAGAUGUAGCUUUAGGAAUACUCAGUUGAGGUGUGCCGAAACCGACGUAUGCUGUUGGGCAAAAAGAGACAUAUUAAUGCAAAACAUUAUACAGGAUCAUAGUGCAUUUGUUAACCAUCAGGUAGACAUUUUAAUGAAAGCUGGUCUGUGUGUUUUAGAAGAUAAGAGGUCAACAGGCACUGUUGUUUAUGAUUUUGGCCGCUGAUAGUGAGUUAUUUUUUGGCCUGAGAAAGCCGUUAAAGGCUAGAUAGGUAGCAGUUUUGAUAACUGCAUUGGUGCGUGGCUCGGAAGAUGCAUGGUCGAGUAGUUCUGACAUGGUUUGAACAUUGUAUGUCUAUGGCCAGUAUUUAGUUUUAGCGGGAACGUCCGCCUUGGCUAUGUCUCUAAGUAAGGUAUGGAUGGGGUAGGAGGAUAGGAACCCUUGUUGUUUAGGAAGGAGAAAUAUGUAUAGUGUUGAAUGCCUGUGAGAUAAGUUUAACUGUGUUGUGUGAGAAUUUUUAACUUAAGGUGGCAAAAAUAGGCGAAGGCCAUAAGUGGUGAAAUCUCAAACCAGCUAUCUAAAUGAUGGUCUGACAUGAAACGUAUUGUAUAAGUGGAAAACCCUGUAGCAAGCGUGUUGAGUUCUGGUGGACAAGGCCAGUUUUGUCAGAGCCCGGUUAUGUUGGCGAGGUUCAUGUAAUCCAUGACCUUGACCAUAAAUGACCCCCCUGCCAUGGCGGCUGUCACGGAAGCUGCCACAAUAAAUUACCAUUACAUGUGGUUAAGAAAGUCCACUAUAUGUAUAGGUCUGCCGUGGCUUGGUUGUCUAGGGACAGCCCCUGAUCAUCAUGCGGGAGUGUGGAAAAAGCAAAGUGGUCUUAGAUGAAAGCGUGGCCUGCGGUAUGAUGCGCAUGGCAAAAUGUAAGGAACCUGGUAGGGAUUGUAGUUCCAUGCGUUUGCAAGUACAAAGCAGGAGGUGGUAAUUUGGUGUUGUUGCGACUGUUCCUAUUUCUCACGUGGUAACUUGUUGGCAUGGAUGCCAAGUCAAGUUGUGUGCCCAGGAAUGUAACGAUAGUGUCUGGGUCUUCUGUGACCUUAGGGAAUACUGGGACACCCAAGUGUUCAGACAUAAUAAUGGCUUCCUUGAAGCUUCUAGAGGGAAAGGCGUUCCCUUUGACCAACAAGAAAUCAUCUCGUGAGUAUGACUGUGGGGCAUCUGGAUAUGUUUAACCACAACCAGUAAAAGAGUUCAACAAAUAUAUUGAAGAUUGUGGGCUGCUCUUGACCUGAAAUCUAAGUGGGAGAAGAAAUAUAUAACUGCUGCCCAUAAAUGUCCUGUAAGUGCCAGUGUAGGGUGGAUGGUGGCAGUCUGAAAUGCGUUUGUGAUAUCAGUUUUACUUAACCAGGCUUCCCCCCCUGCUUGAGUGAAAGCUCUAAUGGUAUGAACAAUGGUGGCAUACUGUAAUGAAAACUCCUUGGAGGGUAUGAGGGAGUUGAGACUUGGGGUAGCCGAGGAGUGAGGUGCAGAUAAGUUUAUGAUCAGUUACAGUGUGAGGGAAGAUUCCCUGAGACAAUCCCAAUGGGAUUGCGCCACGCUGUAAAUGGUGUAGAUCGGAGAGGCCCAGGUAGAAAUCUUUCUGCCAUUUCUUGGGCCAUGAGUGUAAUGCCAGCUGUUGGAUGCUGCUGUGAUGACUGCAGGUUAGGGCAUUCUAGAUUCCCCCAAAAGUAUAUGGCAAUACCUGUACAGAAGGCCUUUAAAAUUCAGAGAUUAGGAAAUCAACUAAAUGUCUGGAAGGGUGAUGAGUUUGAAAGUACUGGAAAUGCAUAAUGUUUACAGAAGUGAAGUGAGGUUCAGGGUACAUUUAUUGGGACACAUGGUUUGCAUGUGCCCUGACAUAUUGAGAACAUAUCUGCAACAGUCUGCAUGCACCAACAUGGAAAUUGUUGCAAAUCUGGGAUUUGCCAAAGAGAAUGAGAUGACCCAAUUUGUCUCUGGUAGUUCGCUACGGUUUGAGAGUCCCUGAGACACCAAAUGCGAUGCUGACUGCAGAGAAAGCCACUGGAAAGCCCUGCUGCAGGAUUCCUGGACACAGCUUGGAGUAGGAGACCUCAUGGAGCAGAGGUGAAACCAAAAUGGUGUCUUGUAUGACCUGGAAGUGGAUAAUUAUAUAUCUUGUUUUAUAAUUUGUGAAUGAUUCAGUCAGCAGCAAACAUGGAUAUAUCCUGCCGCUGGUGCUGAGAAUAUAUUUCCAACCGUAUACACAGGUUUUACUUACUGAUUGCUCAAUUUCUACCCUUUAACAUAUUUAAAACUUGCAUAUCUCUCAACUAUGUCUGACCCUAGGAGGAAUAAAACUCAUUCCAGCAUGCCCUCUGCCUGCUGUGAAAUCAUCAAAAUGGUCUAGGGCGCACAAACCACACAGCCAUACUCAGCCAGUUGGAUGCUUCUCAUAGAGAAGAAUUAUUCCAAUGCUUCUUAUUGAGAGCAUUAAGAGAAUUAAGAGUCACCCUCCUGUGAAUGAUGAUGUGGAACAUGCAGAAAAAAUAAAAAGACUUAAUGAGGAAAUAUCUCAAAACAGCUUGCAAAACCUGCAGAUCUCUUGUCUGCAGCCUUUGCAAGCAUUCCCCUUCUAACCUCGCUCAGACUUUCUGUGGCUGUCCAAAGCAGCUCAAUGAGAAUUCUUUGCAAGGCAGGUGUUCUGGGCAAUUGCUGCCUCUUGAGUUCAGUGCAAAUAAGCUAACCAAACCAGGAAGUAUCAGGACCUGCUGUCUGAUUGAAAAGUCAGUGGGUGGGUGUAAGCAGUAUACUUUAUAAAAGUGUCAAUUUCUUUUGAAAUCUGCACUAUUUCCAAAACAAAAAAAGGGAGGUCACACUUUUACACAUACACAAGCUUUUCAGCAAGCUAAAUUUGUUUAGGGGUCUGAAGUGUUCCUUAACAGGAAAUAGGGUCUGGAAUAGUGGUGCAAAUAUUCUCCCAUCUCGUUUUCAGAUAUCUCUUAAAAGUUAGACACAUGUUUUGUUGUUUUUCUCUAUUAAAUAUUGUGCUAGUGUGUUCAUGACAGAGCAGAGUGCCUCAUUCCAUAUCCAAACUUUAAGGCAACUUAAGGCAGUAGCCUAGCGCUCAGGAGAUGAACUGCAGCCCUGGACAUCAUGAAAUACUUGUCCAAAGUUGAACCAAUUCACUAUAUACUAAGAGUGAUGGGACAGGGCAAAAUCUUAUAACCAGCAUCAGGCCUCAUUCUGAGUGAAAUCAUCCAGACUUAUGUUUCCAUAAAAUUGGUACACAGGUCCUAUUGGUCCUUGUUAAAUAAACUCCAUAACGCAAACGCCGGUAAAGUCAUCUGUAACUAAUAUGCUAGUUUUACCAUUCAUCCAACGACUCCUAGGUAGUGGCCAAUAUAUUCAGCAGGGGGAGCUGUUUGAUCAAAAUGAAGGUGUUUGAACUGAAUUGUUCCAAUAAAAAACUUAAGCUAAUCAACUUAUGUUAAUUGUAGUAGACAGACAGACAUUGAAAGACAUAGUCUGAUUUAAUUGGUACCUGUUAUUUUGUAAUAUGUAAUGGGUCUUAAUUGAGUUUCUGAGCAUUAAGGUCCAUGAUAUUCACUUAGCAUUAAAAUAUGCAAAAUGCCUUUACAAUUCAUCAUAUGGAUGUGGUUCUGAUUGAAAUUAUAUUAAAUGUACUUGUCCAUGCAAGACUAGACCUGUUCCAACUAACAAGCAAAUACUUUUUAAUUUUUUUUUUUAAACAGAGCUAUUCAUUGAGUCCAGUGUAUAACAUUAUAUGUCGCUGAAAUUGGCUAAAUAAUGAUUGCACCAACAUAACAAAGUUCACAAAUGCUCAGCUCGCAAAUUGUAGUCCUGUUUAACCUCGCAUGCACAGCACAGCGCUAGGCACACUGCUGACACUUGGGGAAUAGAUCACAUGACUACAGAAUAGUAAAGAGAUUUUUUUUUUGCUGCAAAUGAUCAAAUAAUAAAAAAGAAAUUAUAAAAAGUUCCUUUGUGAAAGGGUUUUCAA